This is a messenger RNA of Coregonus sp. 'balchen', 48647 nucleotides long. NCBI's taxonomy places the organism in Eukaryota, Metazoa, Chordata, Actinopteri, Salmoniformes, Salmonidae. The record is from the annotation of a GenBank genome assembly.
AUGACUCUGAUCGUCGCUAACAGGCCCCACGUGAGUUGUGUGUGUGUGCGUGCAUGCGUGCUGCGCUACGGGAGACACCUCUUCUUUCCUGCUCUCUCACAGCCGGCUCUCCACCUGUUAGGCUACUCCAUAGGAAAUCAGCAAUCAGCUCUCUGUCUCUCUCCGGGAAAAGGAAAUGAUUCUAAUUUCUACUUUUCUUCUGGUUCCUCACUUGGGCAAAGUGGUGGAACCACGGCCUGUGUUUACACACUGGACCCUGGAUGGUGUAGACAGUGAUUUGUUUUGGGAAAACAUGCUGUUCCACAGUGAAAUGGGUUGGUAUGCUGAUUCAGGUUGAGCACAGCAGCACACUGUGCCAUGGAAAGUUAGAUAGAAUUACUGGGAUUUAAACCAGCAGUCUUCAGAUAACCAUUUCCUCACCAGCUAUGACAGCAUUCUCUGGUAGCACCACCCCAAAAUAUGAUUCCUUUAAAUGGUAGUGUGGUUCCUAUACACCUAUAUUACAAACAGACAAGGAUUACUUCACUGAUCAGCAUGUGUCUCUGUAUCACCUCACUGAUCAGCAUGUGUCUCUGUAUCACCUCACUGACCAGCCUGUGUCUCUGUAUCACCACACUGACCAGUCUCUGUAUCCUCCUAGAUCACCACACUGAUCAACCACAAAGACAAGCCGAAGAAGUCGGAGCGGACCCAGCAGGCCAUCCAGAGAGUGGGCCAGGCCGUCAGCGUUGCUGUGGGACGCUUUGUUGCCGUAGGCGAGGCCAUCGCCGUGGAGAACGAGGAGCUGAAGGAGGAGAUGGGCAUGGCUUGUUUCGAGGCCCGCAGAGCAGGUAAUUAGGUCUGUGUCUGAAAUGGCAUCCUUUUCCCUAUGUAGUAGUGAUGUGGGAAAAGAUCGAUACAGUUACAUAUUGGGAUAUAUCGUAUCCUAUCGUUUUGACAAUAACUCAAUAUUAUUUUUUGCGCUAUUUGGGUGUACCUGCUCCAAAACGCAAUAAAAUCACUAUCGAAUCGCAAUACAUAUAGAAUCAUGAGAAUUGCAAUAAAUAUAUCGGAUCGGCACCUAAGUAUCAUGAUAAUAUCGUAUUGUGAGGUCCCUGGCAAUUCCCAGCCCUACCAUCUAGUGCACUACUUUUGACCAAAGCCCCAUACGAGCCCUGGUCAAAAGUAGUGCACUAUAUAGGGAAUAGGAUGCCAUUUCGGAUGCAGUCUAGGAGUCCAACUAACGGAGUGUUUUUGGGAUUGUUUUCAUCAUAAAUAAAUGGUUUAAAAUGUGUUUUCCUUCAAGACAUCACUCUGCCUAUCAAACACAACCGCACCGGAGGCAUCCAGAAGUUGGAGGCUUUGUUGUUUUUGUUCGUUUUGAGUGAAGUUGAGUUGAAGUUUGUAAGACUUAAGGCUAAAGUGAAGUGAACAGAGUUACUUCUGCUCUUGCUUGAGGGGGGAAAUGCAGAGACAGAGAAAAUAACAGUGUGAGUCAGGUUUGGAGAGGUAGAGAGCUGUGUCAUGGUUCUGAUUUGAGGCUGAAGUGUUUGUGUACCAGGCAGUGCUGCAGGCAUAAUGAAGGCUUUCUGAGGUUUGUCUUCUGGACAGAGUUCACUCGUCUGCAGUAUCGACUCUUGCUCAGAGGGAGAGAGAGAGAUUGUCUCUAGCCUCAGCUGUCGGCGGUUGCAUCCUUUGCUUACAAAUAAUUGAGGCAAAAAGAGAGAGUAAAUGGAGAGGGAGAUGUGACCGCUGUUUCCCACUUGUGCCCCCCCUCUUUCAACACUCUUCGCGGGAGGAGGAUAUCUACACCGCGGCUAUCACCACCCUUUCAACUGAACAGUGUAAUAUAUUUUUGAGCCGGCUUUGCAACUCUUAUCAAGCGAAAAAUAGCAAGAUGAAUACGGGGACAAAGCCUAAAGCCUGAAGCCCAAUUGCAGUCUUAUCCUGUUGAUAAGUCCAAAACAAAAUCUCACAGGAUAAGAAUUAAGAAUUUAGACCCCCAACACAGUGGAUAAUAGGUUUAUGUUUGGGAGAACCGGCAUGUGUAACAGUGUCUUUUAAUCCCCCAGUGUGCUGAUUUGAAAAGGGCUGAACCCAUACAAAAGAGAGCUAGUGGGAAUUGUCAGCCAGAGUGGCCCACUGUGGCCAAUUUAUUCCUUCUACUCCUAUCUGCCAUCUUACCUUCUAUACUCUAUUGAGAUAAUAUUUGACGUUCACCAUUAAAAAGAGAGAAUGUGAACUUUUCCCUCUGUCAUUUUGGGACGGAAUGAAGUUGUCUUCUCUGUGAUAGAAGGAAAGAGAGGUAAAGCUUUAAAUCUGCAGGAAAGGAUUGAUGGCCUCUUAACGUGUAGCCAGACGGAGGGAGAGACUAAGCAGGACUCCUCCAACGCAGGAAGGGAGACAGGCAGGCAGGAAGAAAGACGGGCAGGCAGGAAGGUACACGGACAGGCAGGAAGGGAGACGGGCAGGCAAGAAGGGAGACGGGCAGGCAGGAAGGUACAUGGACAGGCAGGAAGGGAGACGGGCAGGCAGGAAGGGAGACAGGCAGGCAGGAAGGGAGACGGGCAGGCAGGAAGGGAGACGGGCAGGCAGGAAGGGAGACGGGCAGGCAGGAAGGGGGACGGGCAGGCAGGAAGGGAGACGGGCAGGCAGGACGGAGGACGGGCAGGCAGGAAGGGAUUCGGGCUGGCAGGAAGGAGGACGGGGGGGCAGUGAUGGAGGCAGCAGGCAGGGAGGGAGGCAGGCAGCAUAAUCAAAUAAAUAAAAAAGGUGAUUACAUUACUUUAAUUUGGUGAUUUCCAUCAUGGGGCGACAUCGUAGAUAGGGGGCACUGAGGCUGAGUUGUUGGUUUCAGUCUGUUCUGUUGGACCAGUCCAAACAAAUGAAUGUCUCUAACUGAGGUUUUAGGAGGCAAAUACUAUAUUAAGAGUUUUGGAUAGUGAGUGUUUAAAAGGCACCUAGGUCCUGUAUCUCACCAACCGUCUGUCAGUGCAACCUGCAGGCUGUAGACUACAUAGCAUCACAAUCACCCUGUUAUAAGACUAUCUUUAUGGUAAGGACUUGUUAAAGGACUCCACAGAUGUUAAUCAAGUCAAGUGUACAAUUCCCAUUGAAAGAGAGCUUAGCGAUAAAGAGACGUGCUCAAUAAAUUGCUGUUCUCUCUGCACAACUCAAACCCAUGUUUCACAAGAAGAACAAGGUCAGGAUAGAACAAAUGGGGGAACAAACACACCGUGACGAGUCUGGCCUAGAACAAGAAUGCGAAUGAGCAACACUGUUACAACACUGUUGUGAAGCAAAAUAGGGGAACCCUUAUGUGAUGGAGGGGGAAUCUGGCAUAGCAUCAUCAUGCUCCGUGCUUAUUCCGGAGCCUAUUCUGGGGUUCAGCAGCAUUCUUUGUGAGCCAGGCUGAAUGUUUCAGCUGGUUUGUGGCAUUCUGGCAUCCGGAUGCAAUCAGUGCAUCAUUGCACUUUCUUUUGGAAUGCAAGCCAACCCAAAUAAGGAGGCAAACCAUGUAUCCAACGUAAGACAAGUCUCUCUCUCUUCGCCCUCCUCCCUCUCUCUCUCUCUCUCUCUCUCUCUCUCUCUCUCUCUGUACUGCCUGAGACUGUUGUGGUUAAGGUUCUUCAGUAUUUGUGUGUUCAUUUUCCUUUAUUUGCCGUCCUUUUCCCUCGUCCACCCAGGGUUGUUUUGGAAUUUCGUGAACGAACUAUGACCCUCCAGUGUACCAGCCGCUCAGUGUGAAAUGGCCUGGUCAUGCCUCUCAGAGGGCCUGCCAAUUGGGCCCUGGCAUUGGCUGGCAUCACAUUGCUGCAGUGCCACCGGGCUGAAUAUAAUCCUCCUGUGCCAGCCUGCCUGUUAAGGAUGAGAUGUUCCUACUGGGGUUUAUGGUGCUGCUGUUGACUGACAGGAGAGGGGGCACCAACCAUGGGAGGGAACCUAAGGGGCUUUAGCUAGCUAAACAUCUCAAACAAAGUGAAGCUGAAUUCUAGAUGUCACAUUUUGAACACAUUUUUGGAUAAUGGGGUUUGCAUGAAACACUAAAUGAUGAGCUCUCUGGGAGGAUUGUUUGAAAGACACUUACCACUGUGAAGCAGUAUGACCAAGUAUUAGAAAAUGGAGAUACAGUGAAAAUUGAUAUGGUACCUCUGAAAAUGUUGUAUGGCAUUUGUAUGCUGAAUGAUAUAGAAAAAUCCCUAUAGAUUUGAUCAUCCUCCUCUUCCUCCUCCUCCUCAUCACCAUGAUCAUCCUCAUCACCAUCAUCCUCCUCCUCAUCACCAUGAUCAUCCUCAUCAUCCUCUUCCUCAUCCUCCUCAUCACCAUGAUCAUCCUCAUCACCAUCAUUCUCCACCUCCUUUUGUCCUUUUUGUCCUAGGGGAUGCCAUAGCCAAGCUGACAGAUGUUGGGACGCCGGUGGCCCCCCCUGUGGACGGACGCAACACAGUGUUCAGUGACCGGACAGGCAUGGUGAAGGCCGCCCGCAUGCUCCUCUCCUCCGUCACCAAAGUCCUGGUCCUCGCAGACCGCAUCGUCAUCAAACAGAUCAUCACCUCACGCAACAAAGUAGGUAUCGAUUCCUACCACACAGUGGGAUACACACACAUCAUAGACACAAUAUACAUUUAGAUAUAGGGCCAUAGAUGCACACUGACACAAUGUAGAUCUAGGGCCAUACAGUGAGGGGAACAAAGUAUUUGAUCCCCUGGUGAUUUUGUACGUUUGCCCACUGACAAAGAAAUUAUCAGUCUAUAAUUUUAAUGGUAUGUUUAUUUAUAACAUUUGAACAGUGAGAGACAGAAUAACAACAAAAAAAUCCAGAAAAACGCAUGUAAAAAAUGUUAUAAAUUGAUUUGCAUUUUAAUGAGGGAAGUAAGUAUUUGACCCCCUCUCAAUCAGAAAGAUUUCUGGCUCCCAGGUGUCUUUUAUACAGGUAACAAGCUGAGAUUAGGAGCACACUCUUAAAGGGAGUGCUCCUAAUCUCAGCUUGUUACCUGUAUAAAAGACACCUGUCCACAGAAGCAAUCAAUCAAUCAGAUUCCAAACUCUCCACCAUGGCCAAGACCAAAGAGCUCUCCAAGGAUGUUAGGGACAAGAUUGUAGACCUACACAAGGCUGGAAUGGGCUACAAGACCAUCGCCAAGCAGCUUGGUGAGAAGGUGACAACAGUUGGUGCGAUUAUUCGCAAAUGGAAGAAACACAAAAGAACUGUCAAUCUCCCUCGGCCUGGGGCUCCAUGCAAGAUCUCACCUCGUGGAGUUGCAAUGAUCAUGAGAACAGUGAGGAAUCAGCCCAGAACUACACGGGAGGAUCUUGUCAAUGAUCUUAAGGCAGCUGGGACCAUAGUCACCAAGAAAACAAUUGGUAACACACUACGCCGUGAAGGACUGAAAUCCUGCAGCGACCGCAAGGUCCCCCUGCUCAAGAAAGCACAUAUACAGGCCCGUCUGAAGUUUGCCAAUGAACAUCUGAAUGAUUCAUAGGAGAACUGGGUGAAAGUAUUGUGGUCAGAUGAGACCAAAAUCGAGCUCUUUGGCAUCAACUCAACUCGCUGUGUUUGGAGGAGGAGGAAUGCUGCCUAUGACCCCAAGAACACCAUCCCCACCGUCAAACAUGGAGGUGGAAACAUUAUGCUUUGGGGGUGUUUUUCUGCUAAGGGGACAGGACAACUUCACCGCAUCAAAGGGACGAUGGACGGGGCCAUGUACCGUCAAAUCUUGGGUGAGAACCUCCUUCCCUCAGCCAAGGCAUUGAAAAUGGGUCGUGGAUGGGUAUUCCAGCAUGACAAUGACCCAAAACACACGGCUAAGGCAACAAAGGAGUGGCUCAAGAAGAAGCACAUUAAGGUCCUGGAGUGGCCUAGCCAGUCUCCAGACCUUAAUCCCAUAGAAAAUAUGUGGAGGGAGCUGAAGGUUCGAGUUGCCAAACGUCAGCCUCGAAACCUUAAUGACUUGGAGAAGAUCUGCAAAGAGGAGUAGGACAAAAUCCCUCCUGAGAUAUGUGCAAACCUGGUGGCCAACUAUAAGAAACGUCUGACCUCUGUGAUUGCCAACAUGGGUUUUAACACCAAGUACUAAGUCAUGUUUUGCAGAGGGAUCAAAUACUUAUUUCCCUCAUUAAAAUGCAAAUGAAUUUAUAACAUUUUUGACAUGUGUUUUUCUGGAUUGUUUUGUUGUUAUUCUGUCUCUCACUGUUCAAAUAAACGUACCAUUAAAAUUAUAGACUGAUCAUAUCUUUGUCAGUGGGCAAACGUACAAAAUCAGCAGGGGAUCAAAUACUUUUUUCCCUCACUGUAGAUGCAUACAGACACAAUGUAGAUAUAGGGCCAUAGAUGCACACUGACACAGAUACACAGAACAAAGUACAGUGGGGAAAAAAAGUAUUUAGUCAGCCACCAAUUGUGCAAGUUCUCCCACUUAAAAAGAUGAGAGAGGCCUGUAAUUUUCAUCAUAGGUACACGUCAACUAUGACAGACAAAAUGAGAAAAAGAAAUCCAGAAAAUCACAUUGUAGGAUUUUUAAUGAAUUUAUUUGCAAAUUAUGGUGGAAAAUAAGUAUUUGGUCAAUGACAAAAGUUUCUCAAUACUUUGUUAUAUACCCUUUGUUGGCAAUGACACAGGUCAAAUGUUUUCUGUAAGUCUUCACAAGGUUUUCACACACUGUUGCUGGUAUUUUGGCCCAUUCCUCCAUGCAGAUCUCCUCUAGAGCAGUGAUGUUUUGGGGCUGUCGCUGGGCAACACGGACUUUCAACUCCCUCCAAAGAUUUUCUAUGGGGUUGAGAUCUGGAGACUGGCUAGGCCACUCCAGGACCUUGAAAUGCUUCUUACGAAGCCACUCCUUUGUUGCCCGGGCGGUGUGUUUGGGAUCAUUGUCAUGCUGAAAGACCCAGCCACGUUUCAUCUUCAAUGCCCUUGCUGAUGGAAGGAGGUUUUCACUCAAAAUCUCACGAUACAUGGCCCCAUUCAUUCUUUCCUUUACAUGGAUCAGUCGUCAUGGUCCCUUUGCAGAAAAACAGCCCCAAAGCAUGAUGUUUCCACCCCCAUGCUUCACAGUAGGUAUGGUGUUCUUUGGAUGCAACUCAGCAUUCUUUGUCCUUGAGUUGAGUUUUUACCAAAAAGUUCUAUUUUGGUUUCAUCUGACCAUAUGACAUUCUCCCAAUCCUCUUCUGGAUCAUCCAAAUGCACUCUAGCAAACUUCAGACGGGCCUGGACAUGUACUGGCUUAAGCAGGGGGACACGUCUGGCACUGCAGAAUUUGAGUCCCUGGCGGCGUAGUGUGUUACUGAUGGUAGGCUUUGUUACUUUGGUCCCAGCUCUCUGCAGGUUAUUCACUAGGUCCUCCCGUGUGGUUCUGGGAUUUUUGCUCACCGUUCUUGUGAUCAUUUUGACCCCACGGGGUGAGAUCUUGCAUGGAGCCCCAGAUCGAGGGAGAUUAUCAAUGGUCUUGUAUGUCUUCCAUUUCCUAAUAAUUGCUCCCACAGUUGAUUUCUUCAAACCAAGCUGCUUACCUAUUGCAGAUUCAGUCUUCCCAGCCUGGUGCAGGUCUACAAUUUUGUUUCUGGUGUCCUUUGACAGCUCUUUGGUCUUGGCCAUAGUGGAGUUUGGAGUGUGACUGUUUGAGGUUGUGGACAGGUGUCUUUUAUACUGAUAACAAGUUCAAACAGGUGCCAUUAAUACAGGUGGAGGACAGAGGAGCCUCUUAACGAAGAAGUUACAGGUCUGUGAGAGACAGAAAUCUUGCUCGUUUUUUGUAGGUAACCAAAUACUUAUUUUCCACCAUAAUUUGCAAAUAAAUUCAUUAAAAAUCCUACAAUGUGAUUUUCUGGAUUUUCUUUUCUCAUUUUGUCUGUCAUAGUUGACGUGUACCUAUGAUGAAAAUGACAGGCCUCUCUCAUCUUUUUAAGUGGGAGAACUUGCACAAUUGGUGGCUGACUAAAUACUUUUUUCCCCCACUGUAGGUACACACAGAGACACACACACACACAAGCAGGUGCGCACAAACACACACACCAGUGGCAGUCUGUGCCGUUUAAGAUAAGGCAGGACGAUUCUUUUUUUAAUGAGCAUGGCGUUAUUUCUAUUCCAGCAUAUUGGAUGACUGUCAUUCAUAUUCCAUUCACCCAGCUCAAUGUAACAUCGAUAGGUUUAGGCUGCAUCUAGCUGAUCUAGGGUGUAAUCAUUAGUCCCAACAGUUGCAAACAAGUUUCUAUUGGACAACUUCAGGUAUGUUUAUCCCUGUUUGUUUCCAUUUAAGUAAUGUUUUUCAACAGAAUCGGCGGAAUGAAUACACCCCUGAUCACACCCAAACACAGUUCACUUUCAUAGCAGCCAACAUACAAACAGCAUGAUCCCUUUGAUCGUUGGAUAAUUCCUUCUCUCAUCUACGCGUUUUCUUCCUCUCACCUUUUCCAUUCACUUGUGAACUUAAAUGCACAACACAUCAGCUGUAUGUGACCAGGUGAAAAAAACAAAACGUUACAAGCCAAACCUUCAUAUCAUAACCGCUAACCGCUACACACAGCUUACAUCAUUGUCACCAUAUUAGCUAACGUCAAGUCAACAUAGCUACUAGAACUAAUACGUUGGUAAACCCGCUACAGUCAUGCAGUACAGUGUACAGUUAGCAAGCAGUUUAGCAGUUACACGUUCAGGGCCCCGGUGGCAAUAAAUUAAUAAAACCAAAAGCUUACCUUGACUUGGAAGAGUUCCAGUGUUGGAUAGCCAACAAGGUAACAUAGCAUCUGUCUCUGUUUGAUCCGGGUGUUUGAGUAGGCUAAACUAGAUAGCUGCAUUUGCUAGCUAAGUAAGUGAAAGUGAAAAAAAAAAAACGAAAUAUAUAGCUAUCUCUCUCUCUUUGAGUCAACUACUCACCACAUUUUAUGCACUGCAGUGCUAGCUAGCUGUAGCUUAUGCUUUGAUUGGGUGGACAGCAUGUCAGUUCAUGCUACAAGAGCUCUGAUAGGUUGUAGGAAGUUGUCAUAAUUACUGUGUAAGUCUAUGGAAGGGGGUGAGAAACAUGAGCCUCCUAGGUUUUGUAUUGAACUCAAUGUACCCAGAGGAGGACGGAAACUAGCUGUCCUCUGGCUACACCAUGGUGCUACCCUACAGAGUGCUGUUGAGGCUAAUGUAGACCUUCAUUGCAAAACAUUGUGUUUUAAUCAAUUAUUUGUUGACGUGAAUAUAUUUAGUAUAGUGUUAUCUAAAAAUGAUGACUUAUUUUUUUUUCCCACUAUUUUUAUUUUUAUGAAAUUCACUGAGGAGGAUGGUCCUCCCCUUUCCUCCUCUGAGGAGCCUUCACUGACACAACACACACACACACACACACACACACACACACACACACACACACACACACACACACACACACACACACACACACACACACACACACAAACGCCCAGCACUGGCGACUCCAUCCAGUCUUUCAGAUCUUAUCGGAGCUCCAUGAUACAGUACAGGAGAACUCCGUCCUCUGCUGCUCUGGAGAUAACAGAAGAAGCACAUUUACCAUUUCUCUACCUGGUGCUUUCAGGAAGGGGAUGUGCUCACACACGGGGUCCUGGGGGGUAAGGGCCUGUUUGGUCUAGUCUAGUAAGGCCUGUUUGGACAGACUGGGGACGGGGCUGCUCCCAUUACUGGCAAACACAAUUUAAUUUUGAACCCUGUCUCUGUCUGAUAACAGCCUAGCUCUUCUGCCUGGCCUGCAGGAUGUCACUACUGUUUACCCUUCGAGAGCCAGGCCAAGCCUCUGAUGCACACACACACCACACACACCAUCACACUCACAAUCUCUCUCUCACACACACACACACCAUCACACUCACCAUCUCUCUCUCACACACACACACAUACACACACACACUGCUCCAGAUGGAUGGAUCACAGCGUUAUAUAAUUGAUGUUUUUGGGGGGUCUGAGGUGUGAAAGGUUUGAUGCAUUAUGCAUCAGCUGACUUUGUUUGGUGAUGCAUAUGUCAGGUUAAACCAUGUAUCUUUGUUGGGUGAUGCAUGUGUCAGGUCAGACCAAGUUGUGUCUAAAUGCAAUACAGAUAAUAUGCUACCAGGAAUCUAUCUAGGUAUGUAUUAGCCUUAAGCGGUAUACCGUAUACCGGGGUAAAAAUAGCCACUGGAUUGUUAUUCAAUGCCAUCAAUACCGUUAACUAUUUCAAGUUUUUCAAUAAAUUGUAAUAUUUGUAGCUAUCUGCAGUCAACUUGUGCAAUGCGUUAGGAGAUAAAGCAUGUUCUUCAUUUUACCCUUCACAUUAUUUUACAUUGUGAAGAUUUAUAUACUGAACAAAAAUAUAAACGCAACAUGUAAAGUGUUGGUCCCAUGUUUCAUGAGCUGAAAUAAAAGAUCCCAGAAAUGUUCCAUACGCAGAAGAAGCUUGUUUCUCUCAAAUUUUGGGCACAAAUUUGUUUCCAUCCCUGUUAGUGAGCAUUUCUCCUUUGCCAAGAUGAUCCAUCCACCUGACAGGUGUGGCAUAUCAAGAUGCUGAUUAAACACCAUGAUCAUUACACAGGUGCACCUUGUGCUGGGAACAAUAAAAGGCCACUCUAAAAUGUGCAGUUUUAUCACACAACACAAUGCCACAGAUGUCUCAAGUUUUGAGGAAGCGUGGAAUUGGCAUGCAGACUGCAGAAAUGUCCACCAGAGCUGUUGCCAGAUAAUGUAAUGUUAAUUUCUCUACCAUAAGCCGCCAACAUUGUUUUAGAGAAUUUGGCAGUACGGCCAACAGGUUUCAUAACCACAGACCACGUGUAACCACGCCAGCCCAGGACCUCCACAUCCGGCUUCUUCACCUGCGGGAUCGUCGGAGACCAGCCACCAGGACAGCUGAUGAAACUGAGGAGUAUUUCUGUCUGUAACAAAGCCCUUCUGUGGGGAAAAACUGUGCCCCUGCCCAGUUGUGAAAUCCAUAGAUUAGGGCCUAAUGAAUUUAUUUCAAUUGACUGAUUUCCUUAUAUGAACUGUAACUCAGUAAAAUCGUUGAAAUUGUUGCGUUUAUAUUUUUGUUCAGUACAGUUCCCAGAACAGUUGAUCUACAUUUACAUUUACGUCAUUUAGCAGACGCUCUUAUCCAGAGCGACUUACAAAUUGGUGCAUUCACCCUAUAGCCAGUGGGAUAACCACUUUACAAUUAUUAUUAUUUAAUUUAAAAAAAUUAUUUGGGGGGGUAGAAGGAUUACUUUAUCCUAUCCCAGGUAUUCCUUAAAGAGGUGGGGUUUCAAAUGUCUCCGGAAGGUGGUGAGUGACUCCGCUGUCCUGGCGUCGUGAGGGAGCUUGUUCCACCAUUGGGGUGCCAGAGCAGCGAACAGUUUUGACUGGGCUGAGCGGGAACUAUGCUUCCGCAGAGGAAGGGGAGCCAGCAGGCCAGAGGUGGAUGAACGCAAUGCCCUCGUUUGGGUGUAGGGACUGAUCAGAGCCUGAAGGUACGGAGGUGCCGUUCCCCUCACAGCUCCAUAGGCAAGCACCAUGGUCUUGUAACAUGUGAGCUUCAACUGGAAGCCAGUGGAGUGUGCGGAGGAGCGGGGUGACGUGAGAGAACUUGGGAAGGUUGAACACCAGACGGGCUGCGGCAUUCUGGAUGAGUUGUAGGGGUUUAAUGGCACAGGCAGGGAGCCCAGCCAACAGCGAGUUGCAGUAAUCCAGACGGGAGAUGACAAGUGCCUGGAUUAGGACCUGUGCCGCUUCCUGUGUAAGGCAGGGUCGUACUCUCCGAAUGUUGUAGAGCAUGAACCUGCAGGAUCGGGUCACCGCCUUGAUGUUAGCGGAGAACGACAGGGUGUUGUCCAGGGUCACGCCAAGGCUCUUCGCACUCUGGGAGGAGGACACAACGGAGUUGUCAACCGUGAUGGCGAGAUCAUGGAACGGGCAGUCCUUCCCCGGGAGGAAGAGCAGCUCCGUCUUGCCAAGGUUCAGCUUGAGGUGGUGAUCCGUCAUCCAUACUGAUAUGUCUGCCAGACAUGCAGAGAUGCGAUUCGCCACCUGGUUAUCAGAAGGGGGAAAGGAGAAGAUUAGUUGUGUAUCGUCAGCGUAGCAAUGAUAGGAGAGGCCAUGUGAGGAUAUGACAGAGCCAAGUGACUUGGUGUAUAGCGAGAAUAGGAGAGGGCCUAGAACUGAGCCCUGGGGGACACCAGUGGUGAGAGCACGUAGUGCGGAGACAGCUUCUCGCCACGCCACUUGGUAGGAGCGACCGGUCAGGUAGGACGCAAUCCAAGAGUGAGCCGCGCCGGAGAUGCCCAGCUCGGAGAGGGUGGAGAGGAGGAUCUGAUGGUUCACAGUAUCAAAGGCAGCAGACAGGUCUAGAAGGACAAGCACGUGUUUGUUUGUAAAUAGCACUACUGGUGAAAGCUAGUCCAGCUGUGUAUUGACAAGGGUCAAGUGUUUUUUUUUUUUUCUUCAAUAGAGGGAUGAGGGACGUGCAACUAUAGUUUUCCUUCACAGAAAAUACAUUAGUGCAACACAUUAGGCAGAAAAUAGCUUCAUUUUCAUGAACAGAAGUGGAACACUAUUUGUCUGGCAGCCACACAAGUAAAUUUGUUUUUUGCUAAAACAAUGCAUGACCAUCAUAUUGCUAUUGUUUAUCAUUGAAAGAAUGUAGCCAGCUACAUUUCCUAAUGUUUUGCUUAGAGUUCCAUCUUGCAUUUUACCUGAGGAAAGUAGGCUGCCUAGUGCCUACACGGAGAAGAAACUUACACAGUCAGAGUGCUGUCUGCAGAUAGAAUGCCCGUUCGUGAAUUCUCAUCUGAGUUCAGAAGUGCAACUUCAGCACAAAAUUAGUAUGAUGCCAAGCAGAAAUUACAGUAAGAUGCAUUUUAGAUCUGCAUUUACAAAACGCAGCAUGAGAUUUCUUACGCGUGUUAUUUUUGUUCCUGUGUGAAAAAUUAAGAAUUCUGCGUUAACGUGACCCCUAAGUAAGUUACUGAAUUAAUAAGGUGACGGGGCAUCAUAUGAUGUAAUCUUUGUGCCGUGUUUGAGAACUCAACACCCUUUGGAUGAGUUAUCUGUACAGCUGCCACUGCUAUCUUUUGAUUUCCUUGCAUUUCUCUCCUCUCUGUUCUUCGCCUGUCUGCUCCUCCCCCAUCUUCUCAGAGCAGAGCAGGCAGGCCCGUUGCCACUAGCGACUCCAGACAGCGUGUACACAUGCGGCUUCAGAGCAGACAAGCAUGCGUCAAAACGUUGUUCAUUUGCACAAUGUAUCUUGUUCACGUUCGAUUGUAAAUGUCCAGACUCACCAAAAAUGACAUUCGGUAGCUCCUACCUAUAUGUGUUGUGAUGUUUAAAAAACACACGUGUUCUCAGUUGAACCUGAUGUUUAUCUCAUCGAGUAGCGUCUCAAAAAUACAACGGAAAUAGAACCACCAAAUCACCUAGUCUUUUCGGAUAAAAAAACAUAUAAACAAAAUAGACUGUCCAGUCGAUGAUACGAAUCUAGACGAUCAGUGAUCAACAUAUGUAUAACUUUAUGAGCUGGUUUGCCUGUCUUUGCAAUUUGUUUAUUUUCGUUUACUCUCGUUAGCAUAUUUAGCUAGCAGCCUCCAUGGAAAUUCGCUAUUACUUGUGCUAAUUUUGUAAUUCUGGUAACAGAUGCACAAUGUUUUUUGCGUCUCGUGUACUAAACUGGUAAUACCGUAAAUCCCGGAAUGAGAGAAGGACGGUAUGACGAUAUGAAAAUCAUAUGUCAUAAAGUAACACGCAUAUAACAUAUACUCUGUUCCGUUCCUUUUGCAGAGAAAUCACAGGUCACCCCUUACCCCACCCUGUGUGUUCCAGUGUGUACAGUAGAGGUGAUUGGGGUAAAUCACUGUGAUUUGAUUGGUUUCUCAAGUGCCACCCAGCCUCAGGGCCAGAGUGAUCUGCUGAGACAUGGAGACAUGACCAUCAAUCCUCCUUCCUCUCCCUCGCUCCCCCUCUCUCCCCGUUCACCAGACGAUUGGGACACGAUUCCACUUCCUGUCACAAUGACCUUUUCCUGUUUCUACAGACAGGUCCUCGACGUCGUUGCAGUCAGUCAGUCAUUGACAAGCUGGUCUACUGAACACUUUGGCUUGAAAGCGUGGAAAGUGAACGUGAUGGCCAUCACUUGUAUGACGAGGCCCACAUUGAGUCUGCGUAACAAUUUGCUUUGCUGCCUCGUUCUGUAUCUAUAACCCCAUUCACACACACAUCUUAACGGUGUCACAGCAACUUUACUCCAUCUCUCAAGACCUGGUUCGGGUAGAAAGCUGGAGCCAUCUUUGAGUUCUGUGUAUAAUAUUUGAUGUUUAAGUCGAGUUGUUAUGUGUAAUGUGUGGGAGUCAGCGAUAGUUACUGUAGUAGUGUUCCUGAUUUACCCAGGUGCUAGUAACCUUGGAGCAGCUGGAGAGAGUGAGCACCUUCCAGGAGUUUGUCCAGAUCUUCAGCCAGUUUGGGAACCAAAUGGUGGAAUUCGCCCACCUGACCGGGGACAGACAGAAUGUAAGUACCGUCCCACUCGAAAAGAGUAUUGGUCAAGACACUCUUCUUUCCCCUCCAGCUCUCUCUCUCUCUCGCUAUCGCUAAUGCUAUUUGGCCCUAAACAGAUCUCUCUCUCUCUCUAAUGCUAUUUGGCCCUAAACAGAGAGUACACAGUGGCAGAAUACCUGACCACUGUGACUGACACAAAAUUAAGGAAAGCUUUGACUAUGUACAGACACAGUGAGCAUAGUCUUGCUAUUGAGAAAGGCCCCCGUAGGCAGACCUGGCUCUCAAGAGAAGACAGGCUAUGUGCACACUGUCCACAAAAUGAGGUGGAAUCUGAGCUGCACUUCCUUACCUCUUGCCAAAUGUAUGACCAUAUUAGAGACACAUAUUUCCCUCAGAUUACACAGACCCACAAAGAAUUCCAAAACAAAUCCAAUUUUGAUAAACUCCCAUAUCCAUAUCUAUACCACAGUGUGCAAUCACAGCAGCAAGAUGUGUGACCUGUUGCCACAAGAAAAGGGCAACCAGUGAAGAACAAACACCAUUGUAAAUACAACCCAUAUUUAUUUAUUUUCCCUUUUGUACUUUAACUAUUUGCACAUCGUUACAACACUCUAUAUAGACAUAAUAUGACAUUUGAAAUGUCUUUAUUCCUUUGGAACUUGUGUGAGUAAUAUUUACUGUUCACUUUUUAUUGUUUAUUUCACUUUUGUUUAUCCAUUUCACUUGCUUUGGCAACGUAAACAUGUUUCCCAUGACAAUACAGCCCAUUAAAUUGAAUUGAGAGAGAGAUAAACUAUAAAGGUCUAAAUGCCAUGGGCUUUCCAGCUUGUAAAAAGAGGCUCCUGUCUUAAUGAAUCAAGUGAGUGUAUGUGUGUGUGCGCCUGUGUGUGUGGGAGAGAGAACCGUACGGUGCCGUGAGCCAUGUUGACUCCACAUCCAGUCAGACAACGAGAUGACACAGAUAGCAGGGUAUGUAUGACGAGCCCCUGCUGCCCUGACACACGUGCAUAUACACACACUACAGGGCCUCUGCACAACCAGGGAUAGUGUAGGUGUGUUUAGACAGACGGCAGAACAAAUGCGUGGGUCAGAUCUGACUCACAUCUCAAAGGAGUGAUUACAUCAUCAAAGCAAAAUGUGCCUUGAUAAGUUUUGACAUUCAAAUCAAACAAACUCUCUAGCGACCUAAUGACGUUGUAAAAACAUCAUACUGUACAUACAUCUUUGCACGUUUUCAAGAAAUAAUGAUGCCAGAAAGUUAGAACUCUGGUGUUCCCUGUAGUGCCAGCGUCUGCUAAUCCUGCUUUGAUUCAUACACAGUCUCUAUGUAUGCGUCCAAGUAGGCACCCUAUUCCCUAUGUAGUGCACUACUUUUGACCAGGGCCCACGCGUUCAAAAGGUGUGCACUACACAGGGAAUAGGUUGCCAUUCUGUAGACAGCCUAUGGUUUAACAGACUGCGCUAGCUAGAUAAUCAAAAGUGAAUAGCUGCGAUAGAGAGAGAGAGAGGAAAAUAUUCAGCUUUCCUUCCCCUCUUUUUGUUUAACAUCAUCUCUCUGUCUGGAAAUCUACUGAGACUGACCAAGUGAAGAGCAGGGGAUUUUUUUAAUAAUUUUUUUAUUUCACCUUUAUUUAACCAGGUAAGCCAGUUGAGAACAAGUUCUCAUUUACAACUGCGACCUGGCCAAGAUAAAGCAAAGCAGUGCGAUUAAAAACAACAACAACACAGAGUUACAUAUGGGAUAAACAAAACGUACAGUCAAUAACACAAUAGAACAUCUAUAUACAGUGUGUGCAAAUGUAGUAAGUUAUGGAGGUAAGGCAAUAAAUAGGACAGUGCAAAAUAAUUACAAUUUAGUAUUAACACUGGAGUGAUAGAUGUGCAGAAGAUGAUGUGCAAAUAGAGAUACUGGGGUGCAAAUGAGCAAAAUAAAUAACAAUAUGGGGAUGAGGUAGUUGGGUGGGCUAAUUACAGAUGGGCUGUGUACAGGUGCAGUGAUCGGUAAGCUGCUCUGACAACUGAUGCUUAAAGUUAGUGAGGGAGAUAAGAGUCUCCAGCUUCAGAGAGUUUUGCAGUUCGUUCCAGUCAUUGGCAGCAGAAAACUGGAAGGAAUGGUGGCCAAAGGAGGUGUUGGCUUUGGGGAUGACCAGUGAGAUAUACCUGCUGGACCGCAUACUACGGGUGUUUGUUGCUAUGGUGACCAAUGAGCUAAGAUAAGGCGGGGAUUUGCCUAACAGUGAUUUAUAGAUGACCUGGAGCCAGUGGGUUUGGCGACGAAUAUGUAGUGAGGGCCAGCCAACGAGAGCGUACAGGUCACAGUGGUGGGUAGUAUAUGGGGCUUUGCUGACAAAACGGAUAGCACUGUUAUAGACUACAUCCAAUUUGCUGAGUAGGGUGUUGGAGGCUAUUUUGUAAAUGACAUCGCCAAAGUCAAGGAUCGGUAGGAUAGUCAGUUUUACGAGGGCAUGUUUGGCAGCAUGAGUGAAGGAGGCUUUGUUGCAAAAUAGGAAGCUGAUUCUAGAUUUAACUUUGGAUUGGAGAUGCUUAAUGUGAGUCUGUAAGGAUAGUUUAUGGCCUAACCAGACACCUAGGUAUUUGUAGUUGUCCACAUAUUCUAUGUCAGACCUGCCGAGAGUAGGGAUUCUAGUCGGGCGGGCGGGUGCAAGCAGCGUUCAAUUGAAGAGCAUGUAUUUAGUUUUACUAGCGUUUAAGAGCAGUUGGAGGCCACGGAAGGAGUGUUGUAUGGCAUUGAAGCUCGUUUGGAGGUUUGUUAACACAGUGUCCAAUGAAGGGCCAGAUGUAUACAAAAUGGUGUCGUCUGCAUAGAGGUGGAUCUGAGAGUCACCAGCAGCAAGAGCGACAUCAUUGAUAUACACAGAGAAUAGAGUCGGCCUGAUAAUUGAACCCUGUGGCACCCCCAUAGAGACUGCCAGAGGUCCAGACAACAGGCCCUCCGAUUUGACACAUUUAACUCUAUCUGAGAAGUAGUUGGUGAACCAGGCGAGGCAGUCAUUUGAGAAACCAAGGCUAUUUAGUCUGCCAAUAAGAAUGCGGUGAUUGACAGAGUCGAAAGCAUAGCGGAGAAGGUACGGUGGGAUUCGAAAUGGUCGGUGAUCUGUUUGUUAACUUGGCUUUCAAAUACUUUCGAAAGGCAGGGCAGGAUGGAUAUAGGUCUGUAACAGUUUGAAUCUAGAGUGUCUCCCCCUUUGAAGAGGGGGAUGACCGUGGCAGCUUUCCAAUCUCUGGGGAUCUCAGACGAUACGAAAGAGAGAUUGAACAGGCUAGUAAUGGGGGUUGCGACAUAUUCGGCGGCUAAUUUUAGAAAGAAAGGGUCCAGAUUGACUAGCCCGGGGGGGGGGGGGGGGGGGGGGGGGGGGGGGGGUGACAGUGUUUCCUAGCCUCAGUGCAGUGGGCAGCUGGGAGGAGGUGCUCUUAUUCUCCAUGGACUUUACAGUGUCCCAAAACCUUUUGGAGUUAGUGUUACAGGAUGCACAUUUCUGUUUGAAAAUGCUAGCCUUUGCUUUCCUAACUGAUUUUGUAUAUUGGUUCCUGACUUCCCUGAAAACUUGCCUAUCGCGGGGGCUGUUCGAUGCUAAUGCAGUAUGCCACAGGAUGUUUUUGUGCUGGUCAAGGGCAGUCAAGUCUGGGGUGAACCAGGGGCUAUAUCUGUUCUUAUUUCAGAAUUUUUUGAAUGGGGCAUGCUUAUUUAAGAUGGAGAGGAAAGCACUUUUAAAGGACAACAAGGCAUCCUCUACUGACGGAAUGAGGUCAAUAUCCAUCCAGGAUACCCGGGCCAGGUCAAUUAGAAAGACCUGCUUGCUAAAGUGUUUUAGGGAGCGUUUGACAGUGAUUAGGGGGGUUCGUUUGACCGCGGACCCAUUACGGACGCAGGCAAUGAGGCAGUGAUCGCUGAGAUCCUGGUUGAAGACAGCGGAGGUGUAUUUAGAGGGUAAAUUAGUCAGGAUGAUAUCUAUGAGGGUGCCCAUUUUUACGGAUUUAGGGUUGUACCUGGUAGGUUUCUUGAUAAUUUGUGUGAGAUUGAGGGCAUCUAGUUUAGAUUGUAGGACAGCCGGGGUGUUAAGCAUAUCCCAGUUUAGGUCACCAAGCAGAUUCUACUGAGUUACGGUCCAUAUAAGGAAAUCAGUCAAUUCAAGUAAAUUCCUUACGCCCUAAUCUACGGAUUUCACGUGACUGGGAAUACAGAUAUGCAUCUGUUGGUCACAGAUACAUGUACAAAAGGUAGCGGCAUGAAUCAGAAAACCAGUCAGUGUCUUGUGUGACCACCAUUUGCCUCAUGCAGCGCGACACAUCUCCUUCGCAUCGACGAUCCCCCUGAAACACACACUAAAUCCUUACUGGAGGCUGCUUAGUCUUUGAAACACGGAGAUAAGGAGAGAGUCAGUGGAUGUUACUGAGCUAUCUACUUCACCAGGUUAAUCUAUGAGUAAUGUAUUUUUAUUUUUCCUUUAUUUAACUAGGCAAGUCAGUUAAGAACAAAUUCUUAUUUACAAUGACGGCCUACACUGGCCAAACCCGGACGACGCUGGGCCAAUUGUGCGCCUCCCUAUGGGACUCCCAAUCACGGCCGGUUGUGAUACAGCCUGGAAUCGAACCAGGGGUCUGUAGUGACGCCUCAAGCACUGAGAUGCAGUGCCUUAGACCAUUGCGCCACUCGGGAGCCCUAAUAACUCUGAUGGCUGGAAAACUAUGCCUUACCUAAACUUAGCUUGAGAUCUCUGAUGGUCGGUGAACUAAGCCUUAACUAAACUUAGCUUGAGACGGUUCUUUCACAUCGUACAGAUAUGCUCUGUGUGUGUUUAAAGUGUGGGGGUUGCUUUUUUGAACAACUUACCCCUUGAAGUAAUUGGUCCACUGGUCCAGACCAGAGCCAUGUAUUUAUUUUAUUCUUAAUACAUGGCUCUGGUCCAGACCCCUGGUAGGUCAAGCCAGUUAUUCUUGGCAAGACUGAGUUGUGGCUUGAAAAAUGGUUCUCUCUAUUUGGUGGCUCACAAGAUCAUUCAAAAGGCUUUUAACUGGCCCACAAUCACAAAUCAGAGAAGUUUGGGAACCAGCUACUUCUCUAACUGUCCAGUGUUGGUCUCUGUCCAUUAGGACCUGAAGGAGGAGACUACUUCUCUAACUGUCCAGUGUUGGUCUCUGUCCUUUAGGACCCGAAGGAGGAGACUACUUAUCUAACUGUCCAGUGUUGUUAUCUGUCCAUUAGGACCUGAAGGAGGAGACUACUUCUCUAACUGUCCAGUGUUGGUCUCUGUCCUUUAGGACCUGAAGGAGGAGACUACUUCUCUAACUGUCCAGUGUUGGUCUCUGUCCAUUAGGACCUGAAGGAGGAGACUACUUCUCUAACUGUCCAGUGUUGGUCUCUGUCCAGUAGGACCUGAAGGAGGAGACUACUUCUCUAACUGUCCAGUGUUGGUCUCUGUCCUUUAGGACCUGAAGGAGGAGACUACUUCUCUAACUGUCCAGUGUUGGUCUCUGUCCAUUAGGACCUGAAGGAGGAGACUACUUCUCUAACUGUCCAGUGUUGGUCUCUGUCCAUUAGGACCUGAAGGAGGAGAAUAAGAAGGCCAGGAUGGCAGCAGCCAGAGCAGUGCUGGAGAAAUGCACCAUGAUGCUGCUCACUGCAUCCAAGGUAGGUGCAUCCUACCACUACUGCUAAUGUAGUAGGUUAAACCUGUGUACUGGAAACACUUGAUACUGAAUGGGUGAAAUUAGGCCUUGUGAUGCUCAUGUGAAUUUCCAUUAUUUUUUUCGGCUUCAAUCCAGCCUAACUUCUCACUUAAAACAUAGUGUUUGUGUUUAAUGUAUAUGAGGUAUAGAGACUGUAUUACUACAGUUGAUUCCAAACAUGGACUGUUUCUUCUUCAAUGCCACACAAGCAGACCAAUUCUUAAAAUGUUCCCAAUGAUUAGCAAAAGAGCUGAUAUGAUUGGUGAAAAGACCAAUUAGUGAAAAAAAUAUCUGAAUUGGGCUGCCUGUGUAAAUGCAGCCUCAGUUGUAAAACCAUGUGUGUCUCUCACUGUAGACGUGUCUCAGACACCCGGACUGCGAGUCGGCGCGUAUCAACAAAGACGCCGUGUUUCACCGCAUGCGUUUCGCCCUGGAGCAGGUCAUCGAGAUCGUGACGGACGCCCAGCCCUGCGGGGAGACCAAGGUCCUACCCCUCAGCAUUCACACCGGCAUCAAGGACUUCAAGGUGGGACUACAGGGGAGGACUUCCUUAUGGAUUCCAUAUGUUGUUGUUUUUUCCUCCACUUUGCAUUGUAAUAUAGUUAUAAGUACAAUACAACAAUGUGUUAUUACACUGUGCUCAACUAUGUAACUACAUUGUGACGGUUUAGGCCUGGACUACCUUGCGUAAUUUGGGUACCAUUUAUGUUUACGUAGUCUGUCCACAAGAGAUUAGACCUGGACAUACAAACAUGAAGCACGCAAGGUGUUUAGAAUAAGUAAACUAUCCCUAGUCAACCUGAAAAACCAGUAGCUUGUUUUUGAACUAGAUAAUAGACUGCAACAGAGGUCAUAGAGCUUUCAAAUGAUAUUCUCUCACUGCCUGUGUCAAUUAAAUGGAAAUGCUUUAUUGUCACGACAAAGAAGUGUUGUAUUCAUUAUUGUGUCUCUGUCUGUGAUCCCAGUCCAGUGUGGAAGGUCUGCGUGAGGGUCUGUACUCGCUGCCCCACCAGGCUCUGUCUGGCCAGCUGGAGGCAGUGGUGGAGAGGACGGAGGACUUCACUGACUCGGCCUACACCAGCCACGAGCACCGAGAGGGCAUCCUGCAGCUCUGCCAGCUCGCCCGCCAGGACACUGACCAGCUCAUCGCAGCCUGGAUGGAGGCGGUAUGUGGGCAGAAACUGGGCAUACACACACAUGUAAAUAUUUGUACAUGCGUACACACACGCAUAGACACACUCGCGUGUAUACAUACAGUGGUGUGAAAAAGUGUUUGCCCCCUUCCUGAUUUCUUAUUUGUUUGCAUGUUUGUCACACUUAAAUGUUUCAGAUCAUCAAACAAAUUUAAAUAUUAGUCAAAGAUAACACAAGUAAACACAAAAUGCAGUUUUGAAAUGAAGGUUGUUUAAGGGAAAACAAAAUCCAAACCCACAUGGCCCUGUGUGAAAAAGUGAUUGCCCCCUACAACCUAAUAACUGGUUGGGCCACCCUUAGCAGCAACAACUGCAAUCAAGCGUUUGCGAUAACUUGCAAUGAGUCUUUUACAGCGCUGUGGUGGAAUUUUGGCCCACUCAUCUUUGCAGAAUUGUUGUAAUUCAGCCACAUUGGAGGGUUUUUGAGCAUGAACUGCCUUUUUAAGGUCAUGCCACAGCAUCUCAAUAGGAUUCAGGUAAGGACUUUGACUAGGCCACUCCAAAGUCUUCAUUUUGUUUUUCUUCAGCCAUCCAGAGGUGGACUUGCUGGUGUGUUUUGGAUCAUUGUCCUGCUGCAGAACCCAAGUUCGCUUCAGCUUAAGGUCACGAAUGGAUGGCCGGGCAUUCUCCUUCAGGAUUUUUUGGUAGACAGCAGAAUCACAGCAAGUCUUCCAGGUCCUGAAGCAGCAAAACAGGCCCAGACCAUCACACUACUACCACCAUAUUUUACUGUUGGUAUGAUGUUCUUUUCUGAAAUGCGGUGUUACUUUUACGCCAGAUGUAAUGGGACACACACCUUCCAAAAAGUUCAACAUUUGUCUCGUCAGUCCACAGAGUAUUAUCCCAAAGGUCUUGGGGAUCAUCAAGAUGUUGUCUGGCAAAAAUUAGACUAGCCUUAAUGUUCUUUUUGCUCAGCAGUGGUUUUCGUCUUGGAACUCUGCCAUGCAGGCCAUUUUUGCCCAGUCUCUUUCUUAUGAACACUUAUGAGUCAUGAACACUGACCUUAACUGAGGCAAGUGAGGCCUGCAGCUCUUUGGAUGUUGUUGUGGGGUCUUUUGUGACCUCUUGGAUGAGUCGUCGCUGCGCUCUUGGGGUAAUUUUGGUCGGCCGGCCACUCCUGGGAAGGUUCACCACUGUUCCAUGUUUUCGCCAUUUGUGGAUAAUGGCUUUCACUGUGGUUCGCUGGAGUCCCAAAGCUUUAGAAAUGGCUUUAUAACCUUUUCCAGACUGAUGGAUCUCAAUUAGUUUCUUUCUCAUUUGUUCCUGAAUUUCUUUGGAUCUCGGCAUGAUGUCUAGCUUUUUAUGAUCUUUUGGUCUACUUCACUUUGUCAGGCAGGUCCUAUUUAAGUGAUUCCUUGAUUGAGAACAGGUGUGGCAGUAAUCAGGCCUGGGUGUGGCUAGAGGAAUUGAACUCAGGUGUGAUAAACCACAGUUGAGUUGUGUUAUAACAGGGGGGGGGGCAAACACUUUUUCACACAGGGCCAUGUAGGUUUGGAUUUUGUUUUCCCUUAAUAAUAACAACCAUUUCAAAACUGCAUUUUGUGUUUACUUGUGUUAUCUUUGACUAAUAUUUAAAUUUGUUUGAUGAUCUGAAACAUUUAAGUGUUACAAACAUGCAAACAAAUAACAAAUCAGGAAGGGGGAAAACACUUUUUCACACCACUGUAUGUCGAAAUUUACUCAUGUAGAUAUGUACUCAUACGUCUACCUGAUUAAGAGCACAGGUACAGUAUGUAAUGAUUUAGCACGUAUGAAUAUGUACAUUGCACUCACACAUGUAGAUGCCCACAGAUACACACACUCCUUCUCUUCCUUUCUGUUGCUAGCUACAUUACCUUGUGUACUGUUGCUAGGUUUAUAGAUAAUGUGAAGGUGAAGUAUUGAAUAUCCAGCCUUUUCACACUACCCUCUCCCAUACUGCUAUACGGUGCUAUUUCCCUUCAUUCUUUAUAGGUCUUAAACCAGUCCUGGGCCCGUCAUAGCAUCUCAGAGUAGGAGUGCUGAUCUAGGAUCGGUUUUGCCUUUUAAAUCAUAAUGAAUAAGAUUAUAUGGACAGAUCCUAGAUCAGGACUCCUGCUCUGAGAUGCUUUGUGGAUACGGGCCCUGAAGUCAGCCUCGUUGUAUGAAUGGCCAUUCACUUGACUCCAUUGAUGACAUAGAACACAUUGUUCUCCCCGUCUCUCUGGACACCUCGAUGAAAGGAGUCUCCUUGGACUCCAUAGCGUGUGGGUUUCAUAUAAUGUGUUUUUCCAUCGUUAAGCUUGUAUAAAUGUGUGAAAGUAGAGGCCACAGUUCCAUGGACAGAUUGAAUGGAAUCAGAGCUACAGCACGUUGAAUGGUUGGCUCCCUAGCGAGACCCAUUUCUACAGUGUGUGUGACUAGCUAGAUCCCAGGGUCUGUUCGUUUUUCUCUACUUCUUUCAGUAGUAAUAGAGAGGGUGAGGUUGGGUGUUUUUCUCCACUUAUUUCAGUAGAAACAGAGGGUGAGGUUAGGUGUUUUUCUCCACUUAUUUCAGUAGAAACCGAGAGGGUGAGAUUAGGUGUUUUUCUCCACUUAUUUCAGUAGAAACAGAGGGUGAGGUUAGGUGUUUUUCUCCACUUAUUUCAGUAGAAACAGAGGGUGAGGUUAGGUGUUUUUCUCCACUUAUUUCAGUAGAAACAGAGGGUGAGAUUAGGUGUUUUUCUCCACUUAUUUCAGUAGAAACAGAGGGUGAGGUUAGGUGUUUUUCUCCACUUAUUUCAGUAGAAACAGAGGGUGAGGUUAGGUGUUUUUCUCCACUUAUUUCAGUAGAAACAGAGGGUGAGGUUAGGUGUUUUUCUCCACUUAGUUCAGUAGAAUCAGAGGAUGGGGUUAGGUGUUUUUCUCCACUUAUUUCAGUAGAAAUAGAGAGGGUGAGAUUAGGUGUUUUUCUCAACUCAUUUCAGUAGAAACAGAGGGUGAGGUUAGGUGUUUUUCUCCACUUAUUUCAGUAGAAACAGAGGGUGAGGUUAGGUGUUUUUCUCCACUUAUUUCAGUAGAAACAGAGGGUGAGAUUAGGUGUUUUUCUCCACUUAUUUCAGUAGAAACAGAGGGUGAGGUUAGGUGGUCCAGGCUCUGUCGUAGCCGGCAACGACCGGGAGACCCAUGGGGCGGCGCACAAUUGGCCCAGAGUCGUCCAGGGUAGGGGAGGGAAUGGCCGGCAGUGAUGUAGAGCAUGGCGUUUGCAACGCCAGGGUUGUGGGUUCGAUUCCCACGGGGGGCCAGUAUGAAAAAUAAAAAGAUAAUGUAAGUCGCUCUGGAUAAGAGCGUCUGCUAAAUGACAAAAAUGUAAAUGAAUUUUUUUUUGGUUUUCUCCACUUAUUUCAGUAGAAAAAGAGGGUGGGGUUAGGUGUUUUUCUCCACUCAUUUCAGUAAAAACAGAGGGUGAGGUUAGGUGUUUUUCUCCACUUAUUUCAGUAGAAACCGAGAGGGUGAGAUUAGGUGUUUUUCUCUACUUAUUUCAGUAGAAACAGAGAGGGUGAGAUUAGGUGUUUUUCUCCACUUAUUUCAGUAGAAAUAGAGAGGGUGAGAUUGUGUUUUUCUCCACUUAUUUCAGUAGAAAUAGAGAGGGUGAGAUUGUGUUUUUCUCUACUCAUUUCAGUAGAAAUAGAGAGGGUAAGAUUAGGUGUUUUUCUCUACUUAUUUCAGUAGAAACAGAGGGUGAGGUUAGGUGUUUUUCUCCACUUAUUUAAGUAGAAACAGAGGGUGAGGUUAGGUGUUUUUCUCUACUUAUUUCAGUAGAAAUAGAGAGGGUGAGAUUAGGUGUUUUUCUCCACUUAUUUCAGUAGAAACAGAGAGGGUGAGAUUAGGUGUUUUUCUCUACUCAUUUCAGUAGAAAUAGAGAGGGUGAGAUUAGGUGUUUUUCUCCACUUAUUUCAGUAGAAACCGAGAGGGUGAGAUUAGGUGUUUUUCUCUUCUUAUUUCAGUAGAAACAGAGAGGUAGUUAGUGUUUUCUCACCUUAUUCGUAGAAACAGAGGGUGAGAUUAGGUGUUUUCUCCACUUAUUUCAGUAGAAACGAGGGGAGUAGGGUAUUCUCCACUUUCAAUAGAACAGAGUGAGGUUAGGUGUUUUUCUCAUUAUUUCAAUGAACAGAGGGUGGUAGUGGUCCAGUUCCGUACGGCAGACGGGAACCCAUGGGCGGCGCCAAUUGCCCAGGAGGGUCGAUGAUGUAGAUGGGUGCCAUGGGAUCAGGCGGAAGUGAGCUGAUAGAGCGUUGCUAAAUGACAAAAAUGUAAUGAAUUUUUUUUGGUUUUCUCCACUUAUUUCAGUAGAAAAAGAGGGUGGGGUUAGGGGUUUUUCUCCACUUAUUUCAGUAGAAAUAGAGAGGGUGAGAUUAGGUGUUUUUCUCCACUUAUUUCAGUAGAAACAGAGAGGGUGAGAUUAGGUGUUUUUCUCUACUCAUUUCAGUAGAAAUAGAGAGGGUGAGAUUAGGUGUUUUUCUCUACUUAUUUCAGUAGAAAUAGAAUGGGUGAGAUUAGGUGUUUUUCUCCACUUAUUUCAGUAGAAACCGAGAGUGUGAGAUUAGGUGUUUUUCUCCACUUAUUUCAGCAGAAACAGAGAGGGUGAGAUUAGGUGUUUUUCUCCAUUUACAGUGGGGGGGAAAAGUAUUUAGUCAGCCACCAAUUGUGCAAGUUCUCCCACUUAAAAAGAUGAGAGAGGCCUGUAAUUUUCAUCAUAGGUACACGUCAACUAUGACAGACAAAAUGAGAAAAAUUUCCAGAAAAUCACAUUGUAGGAUUUUUUAUGAAUUUAUUUGCAAAUUAUGGUGGAAAAUAAGUAUUUGGUCAAUAACAAAAGUUUCUCAAUACUUUGUUAUAUACCCUUUGUUGGCAAUGACACAGGUCAAACGUUUUCUGUAAGUCUUCACAAGGUUUUCACACACUGUUGCUGGUAUUUUGGCCCAUUCCUCCAUGCAGAUCUCCUCUAGAGCAGUGAUGUUUUGGGGCUGUCGCUGGGCAACACGGACUUUCAACUCCCUCCAAAGAUUUUCUAUGGGGUUGAGAUCUGGAGACUGGCUAGGCCACUCCAGGACCUUGAAAUGCUUCUUACGAAGCCACUCCUUCAUUGCCCGGGCGGUGUGUUUGGGAUCAUUGUCAUGCUGAAAGACCCAGCCACGUUUCAUCUUCAAUGCCCUUGCUGAUGGAAGGAGGUUUUCACUCAAAAUCUCAUGAUACAUGGCCCCAUUCAUUCUUUCCUUUACACGGAUCAGUCGUCCUGGUCCCUUUGCAGAAAAACAGCCCCAAAGCAUGAUGUUUCCACCCCCAUGCUUCACAGUAGGUAUGGUGUUCUUUGGAUGCAACUCAGCAUUCUUUGUCCUCCAAACACGACGAGUUGAGUUUUUACCAAAAAGUUAUAUUUUGGUUUCAUCUGACCAUAUGACAUUCUCCCAAUCCUCUUCUGGAUCAUCCAAAUGCAUUCUAGCAAACUUCAGACGGGCCUGGACAUGUACUGGCUUAAGCAGGGGGACACGUCUGGCACUGCAGGAUUUGAGUCCCUGGCGGCGUAGUGUGUUACUGAUGGUAGGCUUUGUUACUUUGGUCCCAGCUCUCUGCAGGUCAUUCACUAGGUCCCCCCGUGUGGUUCUGGGAUUUUUGCUCACCGUUCUUGUGAUCAUUUUGACCCCACGGGGUGAGAUCUUGCGUGGAGCCCCAGAUCAAGGGAGAUUAUCAGUGGUGUUGUAUGUCUUCCAUUUCCUAAUAAUUGCUCCCACAGUUGAUUUCUUCAAACCAAGCUGCUUACCUAUUGCAGAUUCACUCUUCCCAGCCUGGUGCAGGUCUACAAUUUUGUUUCUGGUGUCCUUUGACAGCUCUUUGGUCUUGGCCAUAGUGGAGUUUGGAGUGUGACUGUUUGAGGUUGUGGACAGGUGUAUUUUAUACUGAUAACAAGUUCAAACAGGUGCCAUUAAUACAGGUAACGAGUGGAGGACAGAGGAGCCUCUUAAAGAAGAAGUUACAGGUCUGUGAGAGCCAGAAAUCUUGCUUGUUUGUAUGUGACCAAAUACUUAUUUUCCACCAUAAUUUGCAAAUAAAUUCAUGAAAAAUCCUACAAUGUGAUUUUCUGGAUUUUUUUUUCUUCAGUAGAAACAGAGUAGGUGAUGAGAGGGUAAAAGACAAAUCAUCAGGGCCCAGUUUUUCUAUGCGGAUUUCAGCUAUCGGAUAGGAUUAAAUGCAUAGAAAUAGAAUGGGAGUCCCCAUUCAAGUCAAUGAUUCAUCCAUUCAAUUCAUUAUAUUUCUUUGCAUUUAAUCCUAUCCGAUAGCCAAAAUCCGGAUAGAUCACAUUUGAAAAACUGGGCCCCUGGUGAAUUCUGCUUGUUUGAAAGUUUUUUGACAUUGUUUUGACACCUUGCUGUAAUCCUGUCUGAGCACAGUGCCUCCCACCUGUCUCCUUGCCCUUAUAACGUGUGUCUGAAACUCUUAUGUUUUACAGAAUAUUGGUGUGGCAGAAGGGAUCUCUCUUUAACUCACUGACUCACUCACACACUCUUUCUCUUCCUCUCACUCUCUCUGCCUUUUUCGCUCUCUCUUUCUCUCCUUCUGUCUCUCUCUCUCUCUGUCUCUCUUUCUCGCUCUCCCUCUCUCUCUGACAGGGCCUGAGCAGGGCUGUGUAUUCUCAUAAUCUUCUCCUGCUAAGAAAGGCCACUUCCCUUCUCCUGCUAAGACAGGCCACUUCUCAUCUCCUGCUAAGACAGGCCACUUCCCAUCUCCUGCUAAGACAGGCCACUUCCCAUCUCCUGCUAAAACAGGCCACUUCCCAUCUCCUGCUAAGACAGGCCACUUCCCAUCUCCUGCUAAGAAAGGCCACUUCCCUUCUCCUGCUAAGACAGGCCACUUCCCAUCUCCUGCUAAAACAGGCCACUUCCCAUCUCCUGCUAAGACAGGCCACUUCCCAUCUCCUGCUAAAACAGGCUUACUUCCCUUCUCCUGCUAAGACAGGCCACUUCUCAUCUCCUGCUAAGACAGGCCACUUCCCUUCUCCUGCUAAAACAGGCCACUUCCCUUCUCCUGCUAAGACAGGCCACUUCCCAUCUCCUGCUAAGAAAGGCCACUUCCCUUCUCCUGCUAAGACAGGCCACUUCCCUUCUCCUGCUAAGACAGGCCACUUCCCAUCUCCUGCUAAGACAGGCCACUUCUCAUCUCCUGCUAAGACAGGCCACUUCCCAUCUCCUGCUAAGACAGGCCACUUCCCUUCUCCUGCUAAAACAGGCCACUUCCCUUCUCCUGCUAAGACAGGCCACUUCCCAUCUCCUGCUAAGACAGGCCACUUCCCAUCUCCUGCUAAGACAGGCCACUUCCCAUCUCCUGCUAAAACAGGCCACUUCCCAUCUCCUGCUAAGACAGGCCACUUCCCAUCUCCUGCUAAAACAGGCCACUUCCCUUCUCCUGCUAAGACAGGCCACUUCUCAUCUCCUGCUAAGACAGGCCACUUCCCAUCUCCUGCUAAGACAGGCCACUUCCCUUCUCCUGCUAAAACAGGCCACUUCCCUUCUCCUGCUAAGACAGGCCACUACCCAUCUCCUGCUAAGAAAGGCCACUUCCCUUCUCCUGCUAAGACAGGCCACUUCCCUUCUCCUGCUAAGACAGGCCACUUCCCAUCUCCUGCUAAGACAGGCCACUUCCCAUCUCCUGCUAAGACAGGCCACUUCCCAUCUCCUGCUAAGACAGGCCACUUCCCUUCUCCUGCUAAGACAGGCCACUUCCCAUCUCCUGCUAAGACAGGCCACUUCCCAUCUCCUGCUAAGACAGGCCACUUCCCAUCUCCUGCUAAGACAGGCCACUUCCCAUCUCCUGCUAAGACAGGCCACUUCCCAUCUCCUGCUAAGACAGGCCACUUCCCUUCUCCUGCUAAGACAGGCCACUUCUCAUCUUCUGCUAAGACAGGCCACUUCCCAUCUCUGCUAAGACAGGCCACUUCCCAUCUCCUGCUAAGACAGGCCACUUCCCAUCUCCUGCUAAGAAAGGCCACUUCCCAUCUCCUGCUAAGACAGGCCACUUCCCAUCUCCUGCUAAGACAGGCCACUUCCCAUCUCCUGCUAAGACAGGCCACUUCCCAUCUCCUGCUAAGACAGGCCACUUCCCAUCUCCUGCUAAGACAGGCCACUUCCCAUCUCCUGCUAAGACAGGCCACUUCCCAUCUCCUGCUAAGACAGGCCACUUCCCAUCUCCUGCUAAGACAGGCCACUUCCCAUCUCCUGCUAAGACAGGCCACUUCCCAUCUCCUGCUAAGACAGGCCACUUCCCAUCUCCUGCUAAAACAGGCCACUUCCCAUCACCUGCUAAAAAAGGGCACUUCCCAGGCACCAGUCAUCAUGUGAUUUAUGUGAUGACUACUCUUAUCUUUUUCCCCUCCCUUAUUUAUUUUUCUUUGAAUCUUUCCCUCAUCCCAGCUGUCUCUCAAUGCCAAAGAGUCCACGGAGGAGAUGGAGCUGUCCAUUCUGAAGACCUGCCAAAGUGUCCACGAACUCCGCAGAGAGGUGAGUCCUGUAACCCUGCGGUCUUACCCAGAAUGCAUCACUGUCUGGCAUGUCAAGUGGUUCAGUCCUAGAUCAGAUUUGUCUGGAGUUUUCUGUACUCUCCAUCUGGGUUGGGGAGUAACUGAUUAAAUGUAAUCUGAUUACAUAAACCUGUAACUGUAAUCAGUUAUGUUACCAGCAAAAAUAUUGUAAUCAGAUUAAAUACGUUUCAAAAAAACUAUUACUUUUUGGAUUACUUUUAAAUUCAGAAAGGAUGUUCGUGUAAAAAUACAUUAUGACACCUUUUCUGUUUUCUCAAUGCCAUUAAAUUCAGCAUUGAAAAAAAGAGCAAGUUUAAGUUUGUCCCACCUGAGCGAGUCUGACCACAAGUCAGAAACCACUAUGAUGACACACCUAAUGCCUCUUAAGGGGAAAGUAACUGAAAGUAAACAGAUUACGUUACUGAGUUUGGGUAAUCCAAAAGUUACGUUACUGAUGACAAUUUUGGACAUGUAACUAGUAACUGUAACAGAUUACAUUUAGAAAGUAACUGACCCAACCCUGCUCCAUCAGUUUGUCCAUAUCUCUUCCUCUUCUGUCUCUUUAAUAUUGCCUUAUCGCUCUCCCUCUUUACCUAAUCUCUUUACCCCUUACGCUCUCCCUCUCUACCCUGCCCUUUCCGUCUCCUCCUCUCUUCCUGUCUUACUAUUGUUUUCUCUUCCUAUUACCAUUACAUUACAUGUAUACACACAUUUAUCUCCCGCCGUCCAGCUCCAUAAGGUGGCGGUGGGGCGUGCGGCAGACCUGCUGAAGCUGCACGUGGAACACCUGCCUCUGCGGGCCCUGAAGGCCUCGGGGGGCGAGGGAAACGUGGAGGCCGUGACGGAGUACGCCCGCACGCUCGGCGAGCAGAAGGAACAGCUGGUGGAGGUUAGCGAGGCUUUCUGGGCUGGGGAGGUUAACUUAAGUCUGUUGAAUCUCCCUGAUCAAAUCACCAUUGUUGAUUUGAAUUUAAUUUAUACAAUUUUAUUGAACCACAAUUGUUUAUUCAAUUCAAUUAAAUCAAAAAAUGUCCAACAUCUCUAUGGCUGAGGUGUAUGGACACGGUACUAGUGAUAUGAGCUACUGGCUUUGGAAGCCUGCAUGUAUUUUCCAAUUGAAAUAUCAGGAAAAUAUGUCUUGAUCUGUGUGCUGCUCAUAUCCAGUCAUAUCGUUGUUAGAUGCUGAUGUUGUAUGUUCUGUUCCAGACGUGUCGUCUGCUGUGUCACGUCUCUGGGACAGAGCCUCUGGAGAUCACUUGUAUACACGCAGAGGAGACCUUCCACGUCACCGGCCCACAGGUAACACACUCUGACGGGUAACACACACUGACAGCUAACACACACACACACACUGAUAGGUAACACACACUCUGACAGGAAACACACUCUGACAGGAAACACACUCUGACAGGAAACACACAUGCUGAAGACACCGUCCACAUCAUCGGCCCACAGGUAACAGACACACACACACACUGAGGAUUGAUCAUGUCUGAUACAAUCCAUGUUGUGCCAGAAACUCCACCCUGAUGUUGUUGUUAAGCUGUAUAACUUCUCCAUUAUCAAGGUUCAGUUUGUCAGCACAUCCUCUGCCAUCUUGGUCCCCUAGAGCUUCACCCCCAUCCAUUAAGCACAGUCAACUAUUACAGAAACAGACAUUAAGAUGACUUCAUCUGAUACAGGAAGAAAUAACUCCGAAAACCACACGCACACAAGUCAGAGUUUAUCACCUCCAGUGUGUUGCAUUUAAUUGGCAAUUACCCACAGGUGUCUCUUUAUUACCAUUGAAAGAUAUGCACACGCACACACACAUCAGUAUUAUACCUCCCUGGGCAGAGGCUCCCCCUCUGUGACCUUAUUGAUUGGUUGACCUUUGAACCUAUGAGCUCAGUCAUUACUGCUGGGUCAUGCAGGGUCUGACACUCCCAGCAGCAGAUAAUGAAGCAUCCGUCCCAACGGCCUGGAAGACCAAACAUAAUUAGAAAACUGGGAGACAAAACGGAUUCCAUGCCCCCUGCUCUGCUCGCUGAAGAUAGUGUGAAAUGAAACCAAUCAGCCCCCACACUGAGAGGAAAUGAUCCGGUAUCCUGUGUCUCUGCUCUCUCAUAGAGUAGUUAAACAUUCUAUGAGACUGAGGCCUGAUUCCAUUCUAAUAAUUUUCUUGGAUCCUUUGUUGGUUUUCCCACAUAAUCAAAUCAAAUCAAAUUUUAUUUGCCACAUGCGACAAAUACAACAGGUGUAGACCUUACAGUGAAAUGCUUACUUACAAGCCCUUAACCAACAAUGCCGUUUUCAGAAAAAAUGUGAAGUAAAAAAUAGAUAUGUAAAAAAUUAAAAUAUAAAGUAAUUAAAGAGCAGCAGUAAAAUAAAAUAACAGUAGGGAGGCUAUAUACAGGGGGUACCGGUACAGAGUCAAUGUGCGGGGGCACCGGUUAGUCUGGAUAGCUACUGGUGUGAAUAACACCAUAAUAGCUCCACUUAAGGUGUGUGCAGUGCACAAGACCUGUGCACCUUAUCGAAGCACUUCACCACUCCAAAACUAAUUUAAAACAUAGCUACUUUCCCCAUCUCUCCCUCCCUCUCUCUCCCCCUCCCUCCCUCCCUCUCUCUCUCCCCUCCAUCCUCUCAGAUCAUCUCUGCAGCCCAGACGCUGGCCCUGCACCCAUCCAGUAAGAUUGCCAAGGAGAACCUGGAUGUGUUCUGUGAGGCCUGGGAGUCGCAGCUCUGCGACAUGGGUGUGCUGCUCCGGGAGAUCAACGACGUGUUCGAGGGCCGCCGAGGUGUGCCUGCCAGUGGUAGGAGAGGGAGGAGGGUGUGGGUGUGUAAUGGGCAGCCAAGGUGGGCCUCCCGGUCGUAGGAGAGGGGAGUGAGAGUAGGUGGUGUGGUGAGAGGAGCUGUCGCUUGGUUGGAGGGAUUGGGUGUGUUGGGACAGGCCUCCUGUUGGGAGGAGAGGGGGGUGUUGGAGGGGUGGGGGUGGGGCGGACCUCCUGUUGGGAGGAGAGGGGGGUGUUGGAGGGGUGGGGGUGGUGCGGGCCUCCUGUUGGGAGGAGAGGGGGGUGUUGGAGGGGUGGGGGUGGGGCGGGCCUCCUGUUGGGAGGAGAGGGGGGUGUUGGAGGGGUGGGGGUGGGGGGUGUUGGAGGGGUGGGGGUGGGGCGGGCCUCCUGUUGGGAGGAGAGGGGGGUGUUGGAGAGAUUGGGUGGGACCGCCCCACCAGGGGGACUGUGGGGUGGGGUGGUCCCCCUGGUGGGAGUAGAGGGGGGCUGUUGGAGGGGUGGAGUGGGGCGGUCCCUCCAGGUGGGAGGAGAGGGGGGGUGUUGAAUGGGUGGGGUGGGGCAGUCCCCCUGGUGGGAGGAGGGGGGGGGGGGGGGGGUGUUGAAGAACUGUGGGACCAGGAUUGGAUCUCACGCAGACAGAUGUUGCCAUACAACCAACCCCUGGCAUGGGGUUUUUGAUAGCAAAAGUUAAUAAGACUGUGAAGGAAUGGGUUAUUCAUUCAGUUAUGUCAAAUCUGAUGGACUCCCACCACUAUUAUAUCGACACCACACUGAAAUAACAUCAAUACCAGUAAUCACUAAUCACCACACAGAUUUCUCCCCACCUUCCUGCUCGCUCUCUCUCGCUCUCUCUCUAUUGCUCUCUCUCUCUAUUGCGCUCUCUCACUCUCUCUCACUCUCUCUCGCUGUCGCUCUCUCGCGCUCUUUCUCUCGCUCUCUCUCGCUCUCUCUCUAUUCUCUUUCUCUCUAUCCUUUUCACGGGCAGUUAGUCUUACUACAAGCCGUGGUUGUUUGUACCCUCCGUCUCUCUCUGAGCUGUGGUAGUCUGAAAUGUGUUGAUCCUAUUCAUAGACAGUUGAAUCUCUAUAACUGUGGUUGUUUGUAUUGUCUGACACAAGGCAGCGAUUAAAGCACCAUCAGCACGAUACCUCUCACCGAGUCGAAGGCACAAACCGUUCUGUUACAGGCCUGUGUGCUUGCGUGUUUGCGUGUGUAUCUCAACAUUGGGUGAAACCAGCUGUUUCUCAGCGCUCUCCCACUCCACAGCGUGAUUCCUAUAAUCCGUAACCUCUGUGGCGCGUCACGGUGCUCGUAUUUAUGGGCCACGAUCCGAAUGACACGCAACGAGAGAGACGACAUCCCCCUGCUAAAACCAUUGAAUAGAGAAGUGAUAAGGAUAAAUCUCCCUCCUUGGUGGAAGUGUUUCUGUAUGCCUGUGUAAGUGUGUAUGUGUGUGCGUGCGUGGAGGAGUGCGGUGCUGAAGCGACGUAGACAGUUAAACUUUUAUGUGAAGUAAUGGUCCUUUUACUGCAGCGCCUCAUCAGCCGUUAAACAGGUCAGUGAUGUUUAUUGGUUGCACUCCAUUUGAAGUAUGAUAGAGUAUGUGUUGGGGAUAAUCAACUGUAGUAUGAUAGAGAACGUGUUGGGGAAAAUAUACUGUAUUAUGAGAGAGAAUGUGUUAGGGCUGGGCGAUAAGGCCUAACAUUUACAUUUACAUUUUAGUCAUUUAGCAGACGCUCUUAUCCAGAGCGACUCACAACUCAUAUCUAUGGGCGAUUUAUGAUAUAUACACUACCUGUUAAAAGUUUUAGAACACCUACUCAUUCAAGGGUUUUUCUUUAUUUUUACUAUUUUCUACAUUGUAGAAUAAUAUUGAAGACAUCAAAACUAUGAAAUAACACAUAUGGAAUCAUGUAGUAACCAAAAAAGUGUUAAACAAAAUAUAUUUAAAUUUGAGAUUCUUCAAAUAGCCACCCUUUACCUUGAUGACAGCUUUGCACAAUAUAUUUUGAUUUGUGUAACACUUUUUUGGCUACUACAUGAUUCCAUAUGUGUUAUUUCAUAGUUUUGAUGUCUUCACUAUUAUUCUACAAUGUACAAAAUAGUAAAAAUAAAGAAAAACCCUUGAAUACGUAGGUGUUCUAAAACUUUUGACCGGUAGUGUAUAUCUUGGUUUUUAAAUGUUUUCUCUAAAUAAGCUGUAUUCUGCCCUGGAAUUGCAUUCCCAUGCAAAACUAGACAGAUAGCUAACAACUGAGUCUUCAAUAAAACUUCCAAGGCCUAACUUUUCUUAAACGAAUGUAUUGAAAACGUUUAUGUUGUGAAACUUCAAAAUACAGAAAUGAAUAUACUUUUCAUUAUACAUUUCAAGUUGAAGUUGCAUAAAUAUAAAGCACGUGCCAAAAUACCAUGUAUCUGACAUGACGCCAAACCAGAUAGAUAAUUACCAUAUGAGUAGUGGCUAGCCAACUCCUUUCAUUACUCUAACAACGUGCAAACACCUCUGUACAAUAACAAAGCAUAUUACACUAGAAACAGUGACAAACUAUAGCAUAGUAUGUUUUACAAUUCACUUACAUGACGCUCAAGCAAAUUAAUACAGCUGAUGGCAUACAUGAAAGGCAAGGCAAUUUGCGUGAGUAAAUGUAACCAACUAACAUUGAUAAGUAAGCAAUAUUAUCAUCACUAGCAAUAUGCUUGAAUUUAACUUACAAACAAAAAUUUCAGACACUGAAGCGUGACAAGAAAUAGCUGCACAGAAAGAACUGUACCAUAGCGUUGUUUUUAGCUGCUUUGUCUGCGUGCAGAAUGACUACUCUACUCUACUUCCGGUUUUUGUGCAGUCUUUCUAAGUACCAGAAAGCUCCACUAGGGGGCCAUGGAACACAAUCAAAAUCACUCUUAACCACUAUAAUAAAAUAAUCUGUUACAUUCUAACAGGAUGGCAGCACAAGUUUUUUACCUUUUUUUUGUUGCAAUAAUCACUGAUCUGGCUUUUAGGUCUGUCUAUAAAAAUUGCCUUUUUGUUACAAAUUUAACCAGAACCAUGCAUAAUGCACAUGCACAAAAAAUGUAGCAGGCAUUAUAGACAAUUAACACCGGUCUCAUAAACAAACAAUCUCUCAAGCACAAGCCCACGUGCUAGUGAGUAGCCAGCUAAUAUUUAUAUUUCCAGUUUAGCCAACUUGGAUCUAGGUAUAAUUUCACAAGCUCUGAAUUCAGCUAACAAGGCAAAACAGUUGAAUUGUUAUGAACACAGCCUUCUGUCCGUCUCCAACUGUUUGAACAGCAUGCUAGCCUGUCCACUUUGUUCAGAUGUUGAAAUCAAGUGGCCUACCUUGUUUCUCAGAAUGAGAACGAGUUGCCAAUUUCUUAUAUAAUUGUUUUAUGCUUAUUGCACAUUUAUAAAACAGACUAAACAGCUUGUAUAACAAUCUUUAUUUGACUAAAAUGCUGCUAGCGAUACAUGGUACCGUAAUGCGUGUGUGACAAAUUGAGCAAUCAUUUUACAGAAUGAAUGUUCAUUGGUAUAUCCGUUUUAGUAGUGUCUGCUCUGCUCAAAAUUUGAGCAGUUUAAACAUAAACAGGGUAUGGUUCGAAAGGUUAAAUGUAUGCACUCACUCACUAACUGUAAGUCGCUCUGUAUAAGAGUGUCUGCUAAAUGACUAAAAUGUCAAUGUAAAUUUUAACUUCCUCUAUUACAGUAAAAUAAUGUCUCCAUGUGUUUGUGUCCAUAUGACCGAUUCUGUUGGACCAAACCUCAAAUGCAAAUAGCGAGUUGAAACUGUUUGUCAGAGCGGAAGAAGUGAUCUCUCAUCUUUAUUGUUGUUGUGAGUGGUAGGGGGAGGGGCUUGGGAGAAAGUGGCGAUGUGAGAGGUUUCACUCUUGCCAAAAUCUGUCCAAAAUAAGCCCAAUUUGUUUCUAUGCUCUUAAUUUGAACCUAAAUUUGUGGUCUGCCUUCCCGCCUUUGGGACAACGACUCCCAUUGUUAGGGCGGAGACAUGAGCAUCUCGUCAUUAUAUACAGAUCUCUGGUGUAAAUGGGAAGGUGCACAGCACAGAAGGAGCGAAAGAGACAAGACCAAAAAGACAACAUGAGAACAAGCAGACAUAAAGCCUAGAUUCUGCGAUACAGGCAUUUGGAAUAUCGCGCAAAAACAUAAAUUCGAAGUAAUCGACUUAAUUCGAUAUAUCACCUAGCCCUAGGAUGUGUUGGGGACAAUCAACUGUAGUGUGACAGAGGAUGUGUUAGGGAUAAUAAACUGAAUCCCUCCCUUUUAGUAUUAUUUCAUUUAAUUGAAUGAAUGGCUGAAAACCAUUUGAAAUACAGUAUAAAAAAGGAGUGUAGGGGAUUUAAAAGGCAUACAAUCAUUAUUUUACCAAACGGACCAAUAUUUCACCUUAUACGAUGGCAUUGUUGAAUACUUGUUUCUGAUUGGCUUGAAGAGCAUUCUAGAGCGUGCAUUAUUUCCCUUAUAAUGCACGGCAUAUUUGAACGGUAGAAUUCAAUGGCUAUGGUUAAUUCUUACAUGUUUGAGCUGCUUUUGAAAGCAAAAGUCAAACUGAAAACAUUGGCAUUGUUGAAUUUGAUUUUCAUAAUGGCAAGCUAGGACUGAUGGUUUGGUCAGCUAAACCAGCAAGUUUGUUUGGUUACCACGGCAACUACGGUAGCUACAGUUGAAGUCGGAAGUUUACAUACACCUUAGCCAAAUACAAUUAAACUCAGUUUUUCACAAUUCCUGACAUUUAAUCCUAGUAAGAAUUCCCUGUCUUAGGUCAGUUAGGAUCACCACUUUAUUUUAAGAAUAUGAAAUGUCAGAAUAAUAGUAGAGAGAAUGAUUUAUUUCAGCUUUUAUUUCUUUCAUCACAUUCCCAGUGGGUCAGAAGUUUACAUACACUCAAUUAGUAUUUGGUAGCAUUGCCUUUAAAUUGUUUAAUUUGGGUCAAAUGUUUUGGGCCCAUUCCUCCUGAAAGAGCUGGUGUAACUGAGUCAGGUUUGUAGGCCUCCUUGCUCGCACACGCUUUUACAGUUCUGCCCACAUAUUUUUUAUAGGAUUGAAGUCAGGGCUUUGUGUUGGCCACUCCAAUACCUUGACUUUGUUGUCCUUAAGCCAUUUUGCCACAACUUUGGAAGAAUGAUUGGGGUCAUUGUUCAUUUGGAAAACCCAUUUGCAACCAAGCUUUAACUUCCUGACUGAUGUCUUGAGAUGUUGCUUCAAUAUAUCCACAUAAUUUUCCUUCGUCAUGCCGCCAUCUAUUUUGUGAAGUGCACCAGUCCCUCCUGCAGCAAAGCACACCCACAGCAUGAUGCUGCCACCCCAGUGCUUCACGGUUGGGAUGGUGUUCUUUGGUUUGCAAGCAACCCCCUUUUUCCUCCAAACAUAACGAUGGUCAUUAUGGCCAAACAAUUCUAUUUUUGUUUCAUCAGACCGGAGGACAUUUCUCCAAAAAGUACGAUCUUUGUCCCCAUGUGCAGUUGCAAACCAUAGUCUGGCUUUUUUAUGGCGGUUUUGGAGCAGUGGCUUCUUCCUUUCUGAGCGGCCUUUCAGGUUAUGUCGAUAUAGGACUCGUUUUACUGUGGAUAUAGAUACUUAUGUACCUGUUUCCUCCAGCAUCUUCACAAGGUCCUUUGCUGUUGUUCUGGGAUUGAUUUGCACUUUUCGCACCAAAGUACGUUCAUCUCUCGGAGACAGAACACGUCUCCUUCCUGAGCGGUAUGACGGCUGCGUGGUCCCAUGGUGUUUAUACUUGCGUACUAUUGUUUGUACAGAUGAACGUGGUACCUUCAGGCGUUUGGAAAUUGCUCCCAAGGAUGAGCCAGACUUGUGGAGGUCUACAAUUUUUUUUCUGAGGUCUUGGCUGAUUUCUUUGGAUUUUCCCAUGAUGUCAAGCAAAGAGGCACUGAGUUUGAAGGUAGGCCUUGAAAUACAUUCACAGGUACACCUCCAAUUGACUCAAUUGAUGUAAAUUAGCCUAUCAGAAGCUUCUCAAGCCAUGACAUCAUUUUCUGGAAUUUUCCAAGCUGUUUAAAGGCACAGUCAAUUUAAUGUAUAAAAACUUCUGACCCACUGGAAUUGUGAUACAGUGAAUUAUAAGUGAAAUAAUCUGUCUGUAAACAAUUGUUGGAAAAAUUAUUGUGUCAUGCACAAAGUAGAUGUCCUUACCGACUUGCCAAAACUAUAGGUUGUUAACAAGACAUUUGUGGAGUGGUUGAAAAACGAGUUUUAAUGACUCCAACCUAAGUGUAUGUAAACCUCCGACUUCAACUGUAUCUAGUAAACUGGCUAGCCACUUCAGGGGAUGUUGAACACAUUUCUACCAGCAAAUUAACACAUUUCAAAUUAUAGCCAUGGUGUAAAAGGGAUAAUCAACUCGAGUCUCUAUGCGUUCUCUGGAAAAUAAUGCAACUCUGUGGAAGGUCAGUUCCACUCCUUUGUGGAACACGCCUUACAUGCCGUUCAUUAUUUUCCAUAUAACGCACAGCCCCUUGUUCAUUUUCCCUUACUUGUGAUCCAAUGGCCAAAAUGUGACUUGAAAAAAUAUUUUUCCUCAAAAUACUAUUUAUUUCUGAUUUAAUAACAGGUGAUAAAAGAGCCUACUUGUCGCUUCCCAGACCAGGGGUGAGUAUCAGAAUAAACAAUACUAUGAUUGGUGGAUAUUUCCUAUGUCAUUCUGUUUAAAUGACUUUCCCUCACUUUCUCCUUUAAUAUCACUCAUCCUGUCAAACCUUUUCUCCCCCCAGAAACAUUCAGCCAACCUGAAGACGGUGAAAGCUGUUAAGCUAGAUACGGAGGUAUAACUAAACUCAUCAAUUACACAAUACACCUCACAUAGGGUGUGCCCCAAUUGGCACCCAAUCUCCCCACAUGGCCCUGGGUCAAAAGUACUGCACUAUAUAUGGAAUAGGGUGCCAUUUGGGCUGCAUCUACUACCUCUACUUCCUCAUCCUGACAGGUGCAUUUAUUCUGCAGGAAAUUAAUGUCUGUUCAAACACACUAUUGGGGAAUAAUGGCGAUUAUUGCAGGGACCUUGCAUGGUCUGAUAUAUUUUAGCAGGAGUCUCACUCAAAUCUAAAUCGAAUCAGAUUGUAUUUGUCACAUGCGCCUGAAUACAACAGGUGUAGACCUUACAGUGAAAUGCUGACUUACAAGCCCUUAACCAUCAAUGCAGUUCAAGAAUUAGAGUUAAGAAAAUAUUUACUAAAUAAACUAAAGUAAAACAUUUAAUAAAAAGUAACACAAUAAAAUAACAAUAACGAGGCUAUAUAGAGGGGGUACCGGUACCGAGUCAAUGUGCGGGGGUACAGGUUAGUCGAGGUAAUUUGUACAUGUAGGUAGAGGUAAAGUGAUAGUGAGUAGCAGCAGUGUAAAAACAAAGGGGGGGGGGGGGGGGGGGGUGUCAAUGUAAAUAGUCCGGGUGGCCAUUUGAUCAAUUGUUCAGCAGUCUUCUGGUUUGGGGGUGGAAUCUGUUAAGGAGCCUUUUGGACCUAGACUUGGCGCUCCGUUACCGCUUGCCGUGCGAUAGCAGAGAGAACAGUCUAUGAUUUGGGUGACUGGAGUCUUUGACCAUUUUUUGGGUCUUCCUCUGACACCUCCUAGUAUAUAGGUCCUGGAUGGCAGGAAGCUUGGCCCCAGUGAUGUACUGGGCCGUACGCACUACCCUCUGUAGCGCCUUACGGUCGGAUGCCGAGUAGUUGCCAUACCAGGCGGUGAUGCAACCGGUCAGGAUGCUCUUGAUGGUGCAGCUGUAUAACUUUUUGAGGAUCUGAGGACCCAUGCCAAAUCUUUUCAGUCUCCUGAAGGGGAAAAGGUGUUGUCGUGCCCUCUUCACGACUGUCUUGGUGUGUUUGGACCAUGAUAGUUUGUUGGUGAUGUGGAGACCAAGGAACUUGAAACUCUCAACCUGCCCCACUACAGCCCCUUCGAUGUUAAUGGGGGCGUGUUCGGCCCUCCUUUUCCUGUAGUCCACGAUCAUCUCCUUUGUCUUGCUCACAUUGAAGGAGAGGUUGUUGUCUGGCACCACACUGCCAGGUCUCUGACCUCCUCCCUAUAGGCUGUGUCAUCGUUGUCGGUGAUCAGGCCUACCACUGUUGUGUCGUCAGCAAACUUAAUGAUGAUGUUGAAGUCAUGUUUAACAUGAUUUUUGAAUAACUAACUCUACCCGACACAUACAAUUAUCUGUAAAGUCCCUCAGUCGAUCAGUGAAUUUCAAACACAGAUUCAAACACAAAGACCGGGGAGGUUUUCCAAUGCAUCGCAAAGAAGGGCACCUAUUGGAAAGAUGGGUUUUUUAGGAUAAAAAAACCGGAAUCGAGCUAAGCACAGGCAAAAUCCUAGAGGAAAUCCUGAUUCAGUCUGCUUUCCAACAGACACUGGGAGACAAAUUCACCUUCAGCAGGACAAUAUCCUAAAACACAAGGCCAAAUAUACACUGGAGUUGCUUACCAAGACAUAAUUUGGUAUUUGGUAUUUUAUUAGGAUCCCCAUUAGCUGUUGCAAAAGCAGCAGCUACUCUUCUUGGGGUCCACACGAAACAUAAUACAUAACAUUAAUAGACAAAAACAGCUCAAGGACAGAACUACAUAAAACAUUUUUUAAAGGCACACGUAGCCUACAUAUCAAUACAUACACACAAACUAUCUAGGUCAAAUAGGGGAGAGGCGUUGUGCCGCGAGGUGUUGCUUUAUCUGUUUUUUUAAACCAGGUUUGCUGUUUAUUUGAGCAAUAUGAGAUGGAACGGAGUUCCAUGCAAUAAUGGCUCUAUAUAAUACUGUAUGCUUUCUUGAAUUUGUUCUGGAUUUGUGGACUGUGAAAAGACCCAUGGUGGCAUAUCUGGUGGGGUAAGUGUGUGUGUCAGAGCUGUGUGUAAGUUGACUAUGCAAACAAUUUGGGAUUUUCAACACAUUAAUGUUUCUUAUAAAAAGAUGAAGUGAUGCAGUCAGUCUCUCCUCAACUCUUAGCCAAGAUAGACUGGCAUGCAUAGUAUUUAUAUCAGCCCUCUGAUUACAAUGAAGAGCAAGACGUGCCGCUCUGUUUUGGGCCAGCUGCAGCUUAACUAGGUCUUUCCUUGCAGCACUGGACCACAUGACUGGACAAUAAUCAAGAUUAGACAAAACUAGAGCCUGCAGAACUUGCUUUUUGGAGUGUGGUGUCAAAAAAGCAGAGCAUAUCUUUAUUACGGACAGACCUCUCCCAUCUUUACAACCAUUGAAUCUACAGUGGGGAAAAAAAGUAUUUAGUCAGCCACCAAUUGUGCAAGUUCUCCCACUUAAAAAGAUGAGAGAGGCCUGUAAUUUUCAUCAUAGGUACACGUCAACUAUGACAGACAAAAUGAGAAUUUUUUUCUCCAGAAAAUCACAUUGUAGGAUUUUUAAUGAAUUUAUUUGCAAAUGAUGGUGGAAAAUAAGUAUUUGGUCAAUAACAAAAGUUUCUCAAUACUUUGUUAUAUGCCCUUUGUUGGCAAUGACACAGGUCAAACGUUUUCUGUAAGUCUUCACAAGGUUUUCACACACUGUUGCUGGUAUUUUGGCCCAUUCCUCCAUGCAGAUCUCCUCUAGAGCAGUGAUGUUUUGGGGCUGUCGCUGGGCAACACGGACUUUCAACUCCCUCCAAAGAUUUUCUAUGGGGUUGAGAUCUGGAGACUGGCUAGGCCACUCCAGGACCUUGAAAUGCUUCUUACGAAGCCACUCCUUCGUUGCCCGGGCAGUGUGUUUGGGAUCAUUGUCAUGCUGAAAGACCCAGCCACGUUUCAUCUUCAAUGCCCUUGCUGAUGGAAGGAGGUUUUCACUCAAAAUCUCACGAUACAUGGCCCCAUUCAUUCUUUCCUUUACACGGAUCAGUCGUCCUGGUCCCUUUGCAGAAAAACAGCCCCAAAGCAUGAUGUUUCCACCCCCAUGCUUCACAGUAGGUAUGGUGUUCUUUGGAUGCAACUCAGCAUUCUUUGUCCUCCAAACACGACGAGUUGAGUUUUUACCAAAAAGUUCUAUUUUGGUUUCAUCUGACCAUAUGACAUUCUCCCAAUCCUCUUCUGGAUCAUCCAAAUGCACUCUAGCAAACUUCAGACGGGCCUGGACAUGUACUGGCUUAAGCAGGGGGACACGUCUGGCACUGCAGAAUUUGAGUCCCUGGCGGCAUAGUGUGUUACUGAUGGUAGGCUUUGUUACUUUGGUCCCAGCUCUCUGCAGGUCAUUCACUAGGUCCCCCCGUGUGGUUCUGGGAUUUUUGCUCACCGUUCUUGUGAUCAUUUUGACCCCACAGGGUGAGAUCUUGCGUGGAGCCCCAGAUCGAGGGAGAUUAUCAGUGGUCUUGUAUGUCUUCCAUUUCCUAAUAAUUGCUCCCACAGUUGAUUUCUUCAAACCAAGCUGCUUACCUAUUGCAGAUUCAGUCUUCCCAGCCUGGUGCAGGUCUACAAUUUUGUUUCUGGUGUCCUUUGACAGCUCUUUGGUCUUGGCCAUAGUGGAGUUUGGAGUGUGACUGUUUGAGGUUGUGGACAGGUGUCUUUUAUACUGAUAACAAGUUCAAACAGGUGCCAUUAAUACAGGUAACGAGUGGAGGACAGAGGAGCCUCUUAAAGAAGAAGUUACAGGUCUGUGAGAGCCAGAAAUCUUGCUUGUUUGUAGGUGACCAAAUACUUAUUUUCCACCAUAAUUUGCAAAUAAAUUCAUUAAAAAUCCUACAAUGUGAUUUUCUGGAAAAAAAUAAUCUCAAUUUGUCUGUCAUAGUUGACGUGUACCUAUGAUGAAAAUUACAGGCCUCUCUCAUCUUUUUAAGUGGGAGAACUUGCACAAUGGGUGGCUGACUAAAUACUUUUUUCCCCCACUGUAUAUGUUUUGACCAUGAUAGUUUACAAUCUAAGGUAACACCAAGUAAUUUAGUCUCCUCAACUUGUUCAACAGCCACACCAUUCAUUACCAGAUUCAGCUGAGGUCUAGAACACGUGUGCAUACAUUUUUACGUAUGUUUUUGUAUGGGUGGUCCCGGGGAUCGAACCCACUACCCUGGCGUUACAAGCGCCGUGCUCUACCAAUUGAGCUACAGAGGACCAUUUACAAUACAAAUACAAUGCUCUUAGUUUUAGAGAUGUUCAGGACCAGUUUAUUAGUACCCACUCAUUCCAAAACUUCAUUAGCUGUGGUUGCUGAUGCGUGUAUGGUUGAAUCAUCAGCAUACAUGGACACACAUGCUUUGUUUAAUGCCAGUGGCAGGUCAUUGGUAAAAAUAGAGAAGAGUAGAGGACCUAGAGAGCUGCCCUAUGGUACACCACACUUUACAUGUUUGACAUUAGAGAAGCUUCCAUUAAAGAAAACCCUUUUGAGUUCUAUUAGAUAGCUCUGAAUCCAUGAUAUGGCAGAGGUUGAAAAGCCAUAACUCAUUCAAUGUGCCUGAUUGGCCUAGUUACAGGUUUGACUUAAAUCACCUUGAACAUCUAUGGCAAACUUGAAAAUGGCUGUCUAGCAAUGAUCAACAACCAACUUGACAGAGCUUGAUGAAUAAAAAAAUAAAAUAAUGUGCAAAUAUUGUACAAUCCAGGUGUGCAAAGCUCUUAGACUUACUCAGAAAGACUCACAGCUGUAAUCAUUGCCAAAGGUGAUUCUAAUUGUCUCAGGGGGUAGAAUACUUAUGUAAUCAAGACAUAUUCGUGUUUUAUUUUUCAUAUUUAUUUUUAGAAAUGUUAGAAUUUUUCUUCCACUUUGUCAUUAGAGUAUUUUGUGCAGAUCUUUGACAAAAAAAUACAAUUCAAUCAAUUUUAAUCUCACCUUGUAACCCAAUAAAAUGUGGGAAAAGUCAAGGGGUGUGAAUAAUUUCUGAAGGCACUGUAUAUGGUUAUGAAUGAUCAUGAAUCAGUAAUGCAAAAGUAUUCAUCCCCCUUGGCAUUUUUCCUAUUUUGUUGCAUUACAACCUGUAAUUUAAAUUGAUUGAUUUCAGGUAAUGGACAUACACAAAAUAGUCCAAAUUGGUGAAGUGGAAUUAAAAAAAUAACUUGUUUCAAAACAUUCUACAAAAUAAAUAAUGGAAAAGUGGUGCGUGAAUAUGUAUUCACCCCCUUUGCUAUGAAGCCCCUAAAUAAGAUCUGGUGCAACCAGUUACCUUCAGAAGUCACAUAAUUAGUUAAAUAAACUCCACCUGUGUGCAAUCUAAGUGUAUAUAUACACCUGUUCUGAAAGGCCCCAGAGUGCAACACCGCUAAGCAAGGGGCACCACCAAGCAAGCGGCACCAUGAAGACCAAAGAGUUCUCCAAACAGGUCAGGGACAAAGUUGUGGAGAAAACAGAUCAGGGUUGGGUAUAAAAAGAUAUCAGAAACUUUGAACAUCCGACAGAGCACCAUUAAAUCCAUUAUUAAAAAAUGGAAGGAAUAUGGCACCACAACAAACCUGCCAAGAGAGGGCCGCCCACCAAAACUCACGGACCAGGCAAGGAGGGCAUUAAUCAGAGAGGCAACAGCGAGACCAAAGAUAACCCUGAGGGAACUGCAAAGCUCCACAACGGAGAAUGGAGUAUCUGUCCAUAGGACCACUUUAAGCCGUACACUCCACAGAGCUGGGCUUUACGGAAGAGUAUUUUGCAUCUUCAAAGUGGUAGGCAUGUUGUGUAAAUCAAAUAAUACAACCCCCCCAAAAAUCCAUUUUAAUUCCAAGGGGGUAAGCCACUGUAGAUAAAAAGCAAUGUAGUUAUUGCUCAUCAUGCCCUUCCCUUACGGAAACCACCCAAUAUGGUGGAAUCUCAGAAGGUUUGGGCUUGAUUAGUAGUGUUACUUGAAUGGGAGACCAUCAUUAACACUCUCUCUCUCUCUCUCUCUCUCUCUCUCUCUAAGGGCUUUAUUGGUAUGGGAAACAUAUGUUUACAUUGCCAAAGCAAGUGGAAAAUAUAAUAAACAAUACAAAAUGUACAGUAAACAUUACACUCACAAAAGUUCCAAAAGAAUAAAGACAUUUCAAGUGUCAUUAUGUCUAUGUACAGUGUUAUAAUGAUGUGCAAAUAGUUAAAGUACUAAAAGGAAAAUAAAUAAACAUAAAUAUAGGUUGUAUUUACAAUGGUGUUUGUUCUUCACUGGUUGCCCUUUUCUUGUGGCAACAGGUCACAAAUCUUGCUGCUGUGAUUGCACACUGGUAUUUCACCCAAUAGACAUGGGAGUUUAUAAAAAUUGGAUUUGUUUUCAAAUUCUUUGUGGGUCUGUGUAAUCUGAGGAAAAUAUGUGUCUAAUAUGGUCAUAUAUUUGGCAGGAGGUUAGGAAGUGCAGCUCAGUUUCCACCUCAUUUUGUGGGCAGUGUGCACAUAGCCUGUCUUCUCUUGAGAGCCAGGUCUGCCUACGGCGGCCUCUCUCAAUAGCAAGGCUAUGCUCACUGAGUCUGUACAUAGUCAAAUAUUUUAUUAAUUUUUGGUCAGUCACAGUGGUCAGGUAUUCUGCCACUAUGUAUUCUCUGUUUAGGAACAAAUAGCAUUCUAGUUUGCUCUGUUUUUUUGUAAAUUCUUUCCAAUGUGUCAAGUAAUUAUCUUUUUGUUUUCUCUCUCUCUUUCUCUUUCUUGCUCUCUCUCUUUCUCUCUCUCUCGCUCUCUUUCUCUCUCUCUCUCCCUCUCUCCCUCUCCAGGAGCAGAGCACCAUAGCCAAGCUGGGUCUAGAGCUGCGUCUGUUGACCUCCGAUGUGGACACAGAGGUGGAGAAGUGGGAGGACCAGGAGCAGGACAUCGUCCGCCAGGGCCAGAGCAUGUCCAGCAUGGCCUACUCCAUGUACCUAUUCACCAGGUAGACACCAGCUUCUGUCUGUCUUCACCAGGUAGCUUAUCUAGCCAUCAUUAGACUGUCACUCAAUAAUAAUAAGAAUAACUUCAUUUAUACAGUAUUGCGCUUUUCAAUGCAAGUAACAAAGUGCUUACCAUCAUAAAAGGGCUCCGUGUAGCUCAGUUGGUAGAGCGUGGCGUUUGCAACGCCAGGGUUGUGGGUUCGAUUCCCACGGGGGGCCAGUAUGAAAAAUAAAUGUAUGCACUCACUCUGGAUAAGAGCGUCUGCUAAAUGACGUAAAUGUAAAAAAUUAAAUAAUAAAAUAAAAGUACUAACAAAGACAGGAGGAAGGAGAAUGAAAAAAUAUAGAUAAUUAAAAUCAUACAUUAAAAGCAUCUUUAUUAAUGUCUUCAGCAAGCCUGAAGUAUAAAUGUCAAGUAUACUUUGCAUCAGCCAGGUAUUGACAACCAGCCAGGUAUUGACCACCAGCCAGGUAUUGACCACCUCUGAUAUGGAUUUAGAAGUAGAGAACACAGAUGCCAUCACAUAUCUUGUUGAUAUGAUGUUCAUAGUCAAUAUACCUCAUCAGUUGUUAUCAUCAGGUAAUAUUUCAUUCACUCUGUUCUGUUUUUCGUUCAUUUCCUGUAUCGAUUGUGCAGGGGGGAGGGCCUUCUGAAGACAACCAUGGAUCUCUUACACCAGGCUGAGGUAAAGUACUGUACCCGUCCCCCGUCCCCCACUCCACUCAUCCCUCUCCUGUACUUCACCCUCUACUUCAUACAGGGCUUUAAUUCAAUCUGUCCCAGGUGCCAUUAAACACAACCACGUCCCUGGGAGAAGAGAGGAUCAAUACAGUAUUAAAAGGCCCAAGACAAUCAUUUGUCUGUGGUAAGGAGAGGAUGAGUAGGGGAGCAGAGUACCCUGGCCCUGCACUUAAUGUAGACCGAGACGGAGAGAGAAAGCGAGAGAGAUGUGAUGAUGAUCUGCACUCGCUGUAGGAGAAAAGGGGAAAGAGAGAGGAAGAGAGACAGAAGAAGUGCUGAUGAGGCCACCUGUCGUUCAAUCAGCAGGGCCUUCAUAAUGCCACACACACACACACCACACACACAGAUACAGCCUAACCUUCCACUGUAGAGCUCCCUCUCUCUCUCCCACUGAGCAAUAAUGGCCUCUGCUAAUUCACUGAGGUGGAAAAGGGCAGCUGUUUUCUAUGACACAUUCACUACAACAUGUCAUGUCUUUUAGAGAUUGGUUCUUUACUUCUGUUUGGUUCAUCCUUGUACAUUCACAACACAAGGAACAUGGGUUUUUAGUUCUACCAUAUACUGCUGGUGUUCUACAUAUCACCCUUUAGGAUUAUUCUACUAAUCCUAAAAUAGUAGACAAUAGAAUAUGGAACAGAGUAGUAGAAUAUAGUAGAAAACGGAACGGAGUAGAGAACAAACUGUCGAGGUCCCCUCAAGUUUCAUGAUGCAACCAUACUUUAUAUAACUCUACCCUUUCACACAGCAAAAUGUAACUUGCAAUUAUUCUAAUUGGCUGCUUACCGAUUGGCUGAUUUUAAAUACACCUUUCAAAUGUGAAUUUGAAAACCUUACAGUACAGUGUACCGGUCUUGUUCACGUCAUCCCAGCUACUUCCGAUACAGCCAUUGGAAUUGACAAGACUUGGCUGAUAGAUUUGCCAGACCAGGGUUCUCAAUGUUCUCAAGUUAAAGUGAGCAAUAGCAAGGCUUUUGUUUUUUUUUGUUUUUAUCUUCUCUUCUCUUUUCUCUAUCUUAUACCUCUCUUGGGAAUUUUUUAACUAACCCUAAAUUAAAAAGAAAAACAAGGUGGAAAAAAAAAAGGAAGGAAGGUAGAGAAAAACAAAACUGUCGGGGCCCCCUAAGUUUUUCUUUAAAACCUUUUUUUUCUCUACCCUUUCACAACAAAAUGUAAUUCCAAUUUUUUAAUGGCCUGGGUUUAUACCCCAAAAUUUUUCUAUUUUAAAAAAAUUAAAAUUUAAAAGGGGUAAAAUUUGAAAAAAUUAAGAAAAGUGAGGUCUUUUUUUUCCCUCCCCCUUUUUCCUCCCGCGGGACGAAAGGAAAGGCCCGGGAUCCCCCGGGGGGCCCACGCAGGAGGCCGGCCGCCCCGCCCCAAACCAGGGGCGCGGCGAGGAGGCCGACCGGGGCCGCAAAGGGGGCCCCGGGCGGCGGGGCCGGAGGCCAAAAAAAAAAGGGGGCGGGGCGGGAGAGAACCCGGGCCGGGAAAAGGAAAGGGCCGGGGGGGGGAGCCAAAAGGCACGGGGGGGGCGCGCCCGCGACCUCUCACCUCGCGAGAUCUCACGGGGCUCUCGAAGGGAGGGA